Podarcis lilfordi (Lilford's wall lizard) is the source of this 46010-nucleotide messenger RNA. NCBI's taxonomy places the organism in Eukaryota, Metazoa, Chordata, Lepidosauria, Squamata, Lacertidae. The record is from the annotation of a GenBank genome assembly.
CGCGAAGGAAGGGCCCCGUCCUAGUGCGGAGCUGCCGGGAAACGAAACUGAACUGUGGCGGAGAGGAGUUGGGGGGAUCCGGCCUUCUUUCCUCUCUCUGUCUCUCGAGCCCAGGCGCGUGUCUGGAGGGGGCUGAGGCUCGGCCUUCGCGGUCUUCUCUGCCCUCAUCUCCCGCUCCGGCCUAAGACAGAGCCUCCCCCUUCCCCUCGUGUGAGUGUAGCAAGGGCUCCCGGGAGGGUCUGGGAGAGCGAACGAGCCUCGGGGGGGGGGGGGCGUUUUGCCCUGCUUCUCUGCCCCCCGCCGCCCCUGUCACGCUGCUUUUCCGAUUGUCUCCACUUGUUUGCAGCUCCCGAGAAUACUCCAGGCUGCCGCCCCUGUCUGCCCCUCUCCGUCCCCAGUUCCUGCCUCUCCCCGUUAUGUCUCAGCCUAGCCGAGACCUUCCCUCCUGAGGGCAUCGCUUGAUAGGUUUCUGUCUCUCCUGUGUCCGGAUACUCCCUCGCUUCCCUUUUCAUCUCCAUCUCCCGGUUUCCCCCUUUUACCAAGGCUGAGAUGCUAAGCAUGUUUCCCAGGAAAUAAGUUCUCUUUAGCUCAUUUGGACUUACUUCUGGGUAAGCCUGCUUGAAGUCAGGUUGCAGCUCUCCACAGACUGUGGAUUCUGCACAGAAACACACGCUCCUUUUAGCUUCCACCUGGAAUCCCAACUUCUUCCCCUUACCUAAACCACCUCCAUCCUUUGCUCUGGUGUUUUCCUCUGAUUCUCUCCCCCCCCCCCCCCAGCCCUCAGUCCUCUUUGCAAAUUAGUGUUGUUUUGUUGUGGUGGUGGCUAUAUUAAGGCCAUCUCUCCCACCCCCAUAGGGUUUAGUAAAUAUAAGUACACUAGCUGGCAUCUGAAUUAAAAUAUCAUAUUCCUAGUUGAGCACUUAAUGGCUUCGUCAUAGAAAUGGGUUUUGUUAUAAAACCAAUCAACUGGAUGAAAUUGUGAAGAAACUAUCUGUUACAAUACUGUGCUUUACUUUCUGUUGGGUAUUGAAGACUGUGUACAUAUUCAGAAUAAAAUUUGAGACUGUCCCCCAAUGUAUUGUGAGAUCUUCUAGCAUUGUGCAGUGUUCUUUUAUAUAAUUCAUUUAUAUUUCCAAGUUAAUGUGACUCAGUGCUACUGUUCAGUAAAAUCCCUCAUUGCCCAGUGAUGGAUGGGCCCGAAUCAUAUACCUACGUACCUUGAAGUAAGCCCCAGUGAACUGAAUGGGAUUUAAGUAGGCAUGUAUAUGAUUUGUGCUGUAAAAUGUUGCCCAUAGAAGAACUAAAAUGAGAAUCUUCCCGUUGAUACUCCUGCUGUUUCUCGUGCUGAUUGCAGGGAGACUGGAAGGGGAUGGCUUCAUCCUGGAAAUUUUACUAUGCCUAUACAACUUUCAGCUUUCAGCUCUUAUGUUUAACAUUCAAUUUACUCAGUUUUAUGAUUUGUACAAAUGAACAAUGUUGUGUUCACCACCGUUAAUAAGCAUAGCCACAGUGCUGUCCCUGUUGUUCCUCACUUGCCUCAAGAAAAUUUGUACCACAUAGUUGAUGUUUCUUCUCCUAGUUUUAAUGAUCCCAGGAGUGGUAAAUUCAGUGGUGUGUUAUUUAGCCCUAUUAUGCUGUGGUAUCAGUGUAUCUUCCAUAACAAAAAAUAAUGCUUUUGAUGUAUUUAUUAGCAACUACAGUACAUUAUUGCAAUAUAUGAGAGCUCAUAUAAAUAACAUUAUUUAUAACCAGGUUUCUGAAUGCUCUGGCAUUAGAAACUGGUUCUUCACAAAUUUGUUAACUCAGGACUACCUGCUAAACUGGUGGUAUACUUUGGGCACCUUUUGUUAUUUGUUUAUGUACUGUGAUAACUUAACAAGCUUAGGCUGCAGCCUCUUACCUAGAAGUAAGCUGGUGCUGACUCAGUAGAACCUUCUGAGUAGAUAUGUAUAGGAUUGCAUGGUUACAGCUCCGUCCUAUUCAUGUUUACUUAUAAAUUUGCCCCUCUAAGUUCAACGGAGCAUGCUGUACAGUCAUGUGCAUGGUUAUUUGGCAGCAUCUCCCACUCUCUUAAUAGGGCUUACUCACUAGCAAGUGUGGUUAGGAUUGCAAUCUUAAGAUGCAGUUGUAUGUCAGUAACCUGGAAGUAAGGCUCAAGGAGAAUAAACAAUAGGAUUGUGCUGUUUUUUCUCUUGUGUGUUUAUCAGUGAAACCUGAAUUAGAACUGUGUUCUACUGGGAUGUGUGUCUGUAUGAUGAAAGUGGUGGAAUGAAAACAUGCUAUGAAAAUGCCUAUUCAGGUGUUUUCAUUCUUUUUAAAUUAAUGGAGAGCAAAUUGUUUGCUUUCCUGAUUUCCCUCCUAUUUUAUAUGAGCGGUCUUGAAAGUGCACAGAGGAAAGAGUUUUCUUCUUAAGAGAAUGUUUCUAUAUAAGGACUGAAAACCUGAAUACUCCACUGCCUUAAAAUUAUGCCACACUUAUGAAUGUGUUUGAAACUGUUCUGGCACAAGGUGAAAACCUUCUUGUUUACUAUGACUUUUUCUGACUAUUACCACCAGCCAUUCUGGGGUUUUAAGAAUAUUUUUACUGUCCACCGGAUUGCAUUGUAAUCAUUUUGAUUGUAUUUGUAUUGUAUUUCUUGGUAUUGUUGUACACCACCUUGUGAUGCCCCUAUAAUAGGCAAUAUAGAAAUAUUUUAAUAAUUAAAUAUUUUGUUUCCUCCUUGCAGAGAAAAUGAAGCGACGAGCAGAACCUGAAUAUAGCAGUCCCCUAAAGAGGCAGAAGAAAAGGAUCGAAGAGUUGGGUCUGACCCUCAGCUCCACAUCAGAUGAUGAAACGCAACUUGGUAAUCAUGGAGCUCAAGGUAACUAUAGAGGUAACAUCACAUGGGCCUGUCCACAUCUAAACUUGGUUGUGCUGCAAUCAACCUUUCAUUGGACAUAGAAUGGAGUCAUGGACUAACUGGUAUCAUUAGAACCCUGCUUGCUAAUUUCCAGAGAAGAAUAGUUAAACCAUUGUGAGUACCAUGUGAGGUCAGAGGCACUGGGGGCUGUAUAGGGUACAAACAAGUCAGUGGAAUUUUCAUUUGUUAUUGCAGUCUAUAAAACAACUUUUCUGACUCAGCUCCAUGACUGAUGGCCAUCCAACUUCUACUUAAAAACCUCCAACGAAGGAGAGUCCACCACCUCCUGAAGGAGUCCAUUCUGCUUUCGAACAGAGCCAGUGUGGUGUAGUGGUUAAGAGCGGUGGACUCCUAAUCUGGGGAACCGGGUUCGCAUCUCCGCUCCUCCACAUGCAGCUGCUGGGUGACCUUGGGCUAGUCACACUUCUCUGAAGUCUCUCAGCCCCACUCACCUCACAGAGUGUUUGUUGUGGGGGAGGAAGGGAAAGGAGAAUGUUAGCCGCUUUGAGACUCCUUAGGGUAGUGAUAAAGCGGGAUAUCAAAUCCAAACUCUUCUUCUUCUCUUACUGCUAGAAAGUUUUUCUUGCUGUUUAAUUGGAAUCUCCUUCCUUGUCACAUGAAGCCAGUGCAACACUAAGGAUUGUGUUUGAGGGAUGUCUGCUUCCUACAGCACUUGGUGGCAGUUUAAAGAGAUUUCCAGCAGUGAAUUAAACUGUAAGGCUCAAGCGCCAUAGUUUAGUGGUAGAGCAAAUGCUUGACAUGCAAACAGUGCCAGAUUCAUACCCCACUAUCUCCAGAUAAGUCUGAAACCGUGGGGAGCUGCUGCCAGCCAGAGUAGACAGUACUGAGCUAGAUAGAUCUAUGUUCUUCUCCAUGAAUAACUUGAUUAUGCUGUGGCAUAGACGGAGCGUUUCUUUCCUUUGUUUGGUUUUCAGAGUCUUCCACCACAAGCAGCAGCGAAUCUGACGGUGAGAUCAGUGAGAGGCGGCCUGUCCUUGGCUCUUUCAGCAAUAAGUUCAGCGCAGACUCCCUUGUACAGGGCACAUCCUCCCGAUACUCCAUGUAUAACAGCGUGUCCCAGAAGCUCAUGGUAGGUCAGAGCACCCUUGCGAACAUCCUGUGGAAACUGAAUCGGGGGAAAUAAGAGCACUGUCAGUGGGAUCCACUUGGUAGGAUUCCCUUUCCCAACUAUAUUGGAACAUGUCUGGGCCAAAUAUGUGUUCAGAGUGCUCUUUCAGUUAGUUAGGAAAGCUGGAAGGCUGCAUAGUCGUAGUCACGUUGCAAACUACAUAAUUUGCCUUUAAGUUUCAUGUUGUACCAUUUAUUUUUAAGAGCUUAUUUCUGGCUGUAGUUGGUGGUGGAGAAACUUUUAAAAUUUGAACGCAUAUCUGGUUCAAAAUCAAGGAAUGGUAAUCUGUUUUGAGUAGCACUUCAAAGCCACCAUGUAUGCUGAAACAUAUAUGCUUAGCAUUCCAUGUUGUACUUACCUGCCCCAUCAUGCUUGUUGUCCUUAAAUGUCUCCUUACCUGCUCUUUGCAAGUUUCUGGAAAGAGGCAUUUCAGGGAAAGGUAUGAACCAAAGUUCAGUUUUCCUACAUGCUAAGAAUUUUAGAGAGGUGAUUUCAGCACUCUUCUUUUGCUUUUAGUAUUGCCAUUUACAGCGUGAAUUGGGACAGAGAAAUCUGCAUUAUAAACCUUUUCACCCAUGAUUAUUAUAUUUCCUUAGGAGCAAAAGCAAAACUUCAGUGCACCUAUGUUCUCAGACUACAUCCAAACGUUCAUACUCUGUAGCCCCCUUCUUUUUAUUUACUUCCUGCUAUCAGAAUUUCAGAUGGACUCCUAGCGCAAUGAAUCUUUAAAAUAAAUUCGAUUCAAAUGGAAUUCCUUGUUUGGAGCACUGGAGUUAUGUUGCUGUUUGGUACCAUGUGAGUUCCUGUGUGUGCAUAGUUUAAACAACUUUUUUGAAAUAUGGAAUAGUUCAUCCUAGGCAAGUGCGCACAACUUCAAUGAAAUGUCAUGCAGGUUUUAGAGCUGACCUUCCAAAUAUUACAAAAAAUGAUCUUGCCUUUAUAAUAAAAUGUUCCAAUCUUCAGUAUUUUAACAACAACAGCUUCAGCUGUAUUGGACAGGUUGCAGAAAUUGAACUUGGGACAACCUGUCCCUUAGUCUAGAACUGACAUCUUUUUCCUGGUAAUCUUGAACUGCUUCAUAGCAGGCAGAAGCAGGUGAAGCUUUUCUUACCCUUGUGAUUCAAUGAUACGGAAAUCUCCACUUGUUGAAUUUCAGUAUGUCACACAGAUAUUAAAAUCACAGGAACCCUGCCAGGGAAUAAGGUAGCAACCUUGCCUCUAGAAUUAUACAAGCAUUAUAUUGGGGAGGAAAUUCAGAACUCCAGUUGUCUGUGAUGCAACUUUUCUGAGUGAAGUGCUCAGGCUUUAUGAAAAUAACUCGGCCCUCAUCAGUAUUGCCCUUGGCUCACAGAGGCCUGCCUGAUUCUUAUCUGUCAGUGAGCAGUUAAUUAAAUCCAUCACAGAAUUCAGUAAUUACUUGCAUGGUAGAGGGUUUGCUGUAAGCUGUACUAGAGCUACAGUUCUCAGUGUGAGGUGAGCUCUCCUAAAGAAAUAUGUGCAGUUGUUAGGAGAUAAAUGAGCCCCUCCAAGCUUAUAUUGUUUGUGUGUGAUUAUUUGUGUAGAUUAGCUGAGGAAUCGGUUCCUGAUAGUUAUAUUACAAGAAACUGAGUGAGUGCUAUAUUCCUCUUUGUGUUUCUAGAAGUAAAGUUGUUUAAGCAGCUUCUUAUUUCCCCAAGGAAUGUCACAACUCUGGUUGAACAUCCCUAGCUCGUAUAUGUUUCUAAAAGAAUAAAUGCUGCCAAAGAAAUAGUUGAUCCACUUAAUUACAAAAUAUUCUGCCCAAGGUAACAAACGAUAGGUGAAUCGUAACAAUAAGAACCAGUACAAAAUAAAAUAUCAGAAGUCAAAAUGGUGGCCUGAUCUGAAAUAUUUUCACUUGCUUCCUAAAACGUUGCAAGGAUUGAGGUGGGUCUCUCUAGGGAGGGAAUUCCAGAGGGUGGCAGUGCUACAGUACGAAAAUCCUGUCUCUCCAACAGUGUAACAUUCCAGAGAGUUGAGCUACAAAGCUAGACCUCCCCUUCAGACCUUGGCUUUCUUUAAUUGACAGUUGAGGAACUGGGGUUUGCAGUCUUUCAAACACAGGUCGGUACUGUUUUUCCUUCCUGACUUUAAAUUAUAUCUGUAAGAGCACAGCAGGUGUUUAAUAGUGUAAAGGAAUUUAAAAUUUAUUUUCAAUGAAAAAAUAUAACCAGCAAGAUCUAUAAUUCUAUUUGCUUUAUUUCUAUGGUUUUUAAAUUUCUGUCUUCAAGGAACCUCUUCAUAGCAGCUUGUCAUGAAUCUUCACAUUUCUGCUAUAGAAUCCCUGUGCAUAGCAGAGGAUCCUAGGAUCACUCUGUGUUAAUUGAGAGUGUAGCAUAGAAUGUACCCCAGUUCUCCUGCUACUUCCAUCUUCUAGGUGUUUAUGUGAGCUGUUUUACAGGGAAACCUGUUUGCCAUUACUGAUCUGUUUGUUGAAAUAAAUUAAAAAAUUAAAAUAUUGUCCAGUAGCACCUUAGAGACCAACUAAGUUUGUUCUAUUUAUUUAUUUUGACUGCGUCAGACCAACAAGGCUACCUACCUGAUCUGUUUGUUGAGACAGUGGUUCUCAAACUUCCUCCACAAUGGACCACAGGAAAAUUACGAAGGGUCUUGGUGGACCACUUAAUGAUUUUUCUGCCUGUUUUGAUGCCUGUAAUGAUGCUACAUUCUCUUUAAUCAAAUCAAGAUUAAACUUUAAAACCUCUAGUCUUCUCCACUCCUUUCAAAUGCCUCCCCCCAAUCACUUCCAGUCCAUCCCACUCACCUUAGAACCUGGCCGUCUACCUGCUCUUCACAGGCAUGCUGCAGACCACCUGAAGGAAGUGGACAGACCACUGUUUGGCAACCUCUGCUUUAAGUUGUACCUGAUAAGCUUUCAAGGAACCCCAGAGUUCCCUGGAACACAAGUUUGAAAAUCCUACUGUUGGCUAAAGGGUUGUGACUAACUGAAUCCCAUCUGUUUACUGUUGUGAGGUUCACAUGAACUGCUUUGGGCUUCUGACAUGUGUGAGAGAGACCAUGAUCACAACUGUAGUCUCAUUACAGACUUUUCUGUCCAAAGAGCACAGAGUACUUACAGGUUGAUAAACUUGAUAAACGGCAAAUAGCUAUUGAGUUCUUCACAGGUUACUCAUUUGUAGCAAGGCAGUUCAUUUUUGUUGUUGUGUUUACAUGUUUCAUUCUGUUGAUCUAGCUUCAUCCUAAUUAAGUUGAACACACUUGAAGGAGAGUCCAGAAGUCUUCUGAGAGAUUCAUUAAGUGCACUCAAUACUUUUUAAUCACAGGAGCCUAAGAUGGCCUGAUUUAUUUAUUUAUUCUGCUAGUCCUCAGCCUAAGCACAGAAGGUAGUGCAUAAAUUUGUUGUUAGACGUUACUAAGGAGCUUAUUCUGCAUUGGCUUGCAGGCCAAAAUGGGUUUUCGAGAAGGUGAAGGUCUUGGAAAAUAUGGCCAGGGGAGACAAGAGAUCGUUGAGGCCUCCAAACAGAAAGGAAGACGAGGUCUGGGGCUGACUCUGAAAGGAUUUGACGGAGAAGUCAACAUCAACUGGCAGGAUGAGCCAGAGGUAAUUAUGUGCACAUUUUGUUCCUUCCACAUGUUUUUUGUGCUUUCCACUUAUCUGUUAGGCAUUGUGGAGAGGUCUUUUGGCCACUGACUCAGGUGAAGUUCGUGGCAAAGUAACCCUUGGUUUGAAGGCAAAUGGUGCUAACCUUUGGGAGGAACUCAGCCUUUUGCACUUCUGAUCGUUCCAUCAGCACAAUAAUUUUAGCUUGCCAGAUGGAAUUAUUACCCCCUCUCUUCCCCCGGCGUCGACCCCACCCUGCCCCCCAGAGCCCAGAGUGGGGGGGGGGGGGAGAGGGGAGAAAGCCCUGAUGUACAAGUGGAAGUCCUUAUGUCUGGUAAUCUAUUUCAACUUUCUUAUUCUUAUUUGCCAAAUCAACAUUUUGCCUGCCCAUGUGUUAUGAAAACACUAUGGUUCUCUUAAAGACAUUAUUUGAAUUUCAGCCUUAAAAGAUUGUGUUGAGCUUCUGGUUUACUUCCAGGUAUUAAGGGAGUUAAAUUUUGCUGCAGCAUACACAGUCUUCUUUUUUACUGAUCUUUUCUUAUGUUCACAGGCUAGCGCUUAUGAGCAAGUGGACUGGUUCCCAGAAUGUACCACUGAAAUUCCAGAUGCUGAGGAAAUGAAGGAUUGGAUGACUAUAGGCAAGGUAUGAAGCAUGGGGAAGAGAGUUAAGGGCUACACCAAUUAAGAAUUCAGAGAGGCUGGGUACCAAGUCCAGAGGUGCCAUUCUGCAUGCAAGAGUGUAAUGCAGUUUGAGCGAUGCCCUUUCCCUGACACAAACACAUUAAGACCGGGUCAGAAUAACCAAAAUAUUGAGUAAACAUUUUAAAAUAUAAUUAAUAUUAGGGAAGCCAACUGAAGUAAAAAAAUACAUUUAAUAAAUGCCAAUGAAAAUAUAAUUAGAUGAUUUUGACUUUCUCAAUAUUUUUUAUUAAAAUUACAGAUGAGCUCCAAACAUUUUAUUUUAGUGCUUGGUCCACAAUGAACUCCUAUAUAAUUGAAUUUCUAUUUACAAUUUAUUUAUUGCAUUUUUGUUUUGUCCUUCUCCAAAGAGUUGAGGGUGGGGUAUAUGGUUCCUCUUCUAUUUUAUUCUCAUGUUGACCCUGUCAGGUAGUGUUAGACUUAAGAGAAAGUGACUGCCCAUGUUCACCCAAUGUUUUGGCUAACAUUCAUUUCCGAACUAUAAUAGUUUAUAUAAGAAUUUACUACUUAUACCCCGUUCAUCUGACUGGGUUGCCCCAGCCACUCUGGGAGGCUUUCAACAGAAUAUAAAGAACACACAAUAUAUUGGACAUUCAAAUCUUCCUGAUACAGGGCUGCCUUCAAAUGUCUACAGAAUGUCAUAUUGUUGUUUAUCUCUAAUAAUAAUAAUUUAUUACUUGACCAACAACAACCAUCUCUUGAGAAGGACCUUUGAACAGUCCAGCUCUUCCAUUUUCUGUACUAAAAAUGUUUUGCUGGGUGAUGUGGGCCUGGGUCCUAGAUUGGUGUGUUUACACUCAUUAUCUUGCUGAGCUCUGUGUUCUCAACCUGAGUCCAUACUUCCAUGUGAAGGGAGCAAAUUAACAUACUUGGGUAUUCAAGGGCUACUCCCUCUGUUCUUCAGUAUCAGAUUGCAGUGCGAAUAAGCUUCAUCCUUGUAAUUGCUGCAUUUGUGAGAGCUUGAGUACCUUGACAAGCUGUUUAAUCACAACAGCAGGAAGCCGCAUUUUCUGUAGUGAUGCUCUCAUUUUGUACAGUGUUCUCUGUCUGCCUGGCACAGAAUAUUGCUGCUCACCAGUGAUAUAGUUUGAAAGGCUGCAGCCUAGCCAGAAGUGUAAAUAAUAGCAGUGACAGGAUUUUUCUUUUCCUUGGAUACCAGCCAUUUUUAUUAAUGAUAUAUAGUGGCAAGUGUUUGAUGUACCACAGUGAUUCUUAAGGGUGUUUAUACAAAGCUAGCUUCCCCACUUUCCUUCAGGCUGCAAAAUGCCAUGUUUAUUAGUCUGCCUGGUGAGUAGAUAUCUAACUGUUCUUAGAUUGAAAACUGAAGUAGAAAUAGAUGCAUACUCCCAAUAUGUACUUGUAUACUGUUUCCUGUUGCAGUGAAACAGACUGAUUAUUGAUCAGCCUUGCUUCUGACCCUUACAAAAAGUGCUAUGAGCCUUUGUUAAGAGUGCAUUGGGCUUGGACCCAAGCAACAAGGCUUUGAUCUUAAAUAUCAAAUAAAUUCAUUGGUAGCCUUGAGCACGUCACACCAAACCUGUUUCCUAUAUGCAGAGUUUCAUUAAGUUGCCUUUUUGCACAGUUUUUUAAAAUUAAAACUGGGUGAAUGUUUUCCAUGCUCCCAAGAGAUUUUUCAGACCACCAAAAUAUUCUUCAGAAGCCCCCUUCCUAGCAUCCCUUUUUUGCAUCCCUUUCAGCAGCAGCUUUGGCAACAAGUACUUGCUUUUUGUUUUAAAUAGCGAGUGGUUCUUGCAGGCUACAUGAGCCUAUGAAGUGGAGAUCACGUAGCCAGUAUGUGAUGAUGGCACCUAGUUAUCAAGUUUGGCUAUCUGAUGUCAACUCAAAAAGUCUGGAGUGGGUUCACGCAUAGCGAUAUUUGCUAAACGUCACCUCUCAGUGUUUUAAAAGCAAAGCUCUAUAAGAAAUUAGGCUCCUGUCUGAAGCCAUUUCCAUGUGCAUCACUAGCUUGAUCAGCAAGUAUGGCCCCAAAUCAGAUAGGUAUUCCAUUUAGCCCAUGAUUCUUUAAACUAUUUCUUUUCAAAGUUUGAAAAAGAAUCACAUGUGGGAAACUGUUGAUGAAGGCAGGUGUCUACAGUUCCAGUCCCUCAGUCCUAUUUCUCAUACUGAAAAAGUGAUGUUUAUCCGGCACACAAGGAGUAGGUCAGAGUUCCCACCUGAGAGCAGAUGCCCCAAACUAUUUUAUUGUUGUUAGAUUUGCAUGUUUUCAUGAAAGGUGUCUUGCCACAUUGUCUUAAUAAAGAGGAAGAUGUUAUCUUUGUUUAUUAAUUUCCUCCAUAUUUUAUUCUCUAGAAAAAACUGGUGAUUGAUGAUGAAACACAUUUCUGUGGAGAAGAACUCCUACAGAAUAUGCUUCAGUGCAAGGUGAGUUUUGUCUGUUGGGGACAGAGCCACUCCGUGGAAGAGAACGGGAGUAUAGCUAAGAUCUGGACGCUCUGCGAGUUGAUUGUUUUGAGACAUUGGGGGUCAAGUGACCUAGACACUUCAUCCAUGCAAUAGAAGGUGUUAAUUUCGAGGCCAGAAUUUAAUUCUCAGACUCAGUGUUUUAAAUCUCACUUGACAGGCCUUUGUUUCUUACUGGCUUCAAAAGGUUGUAGUGGUGCUGCCUAAGUUAUUGCAUCUUAAUACCUCCAGCUAGAGAAUUUUGAGCUCAUUGCUAUUCCCCUAUAGCUAGGUUCCUGUAAUUUGAUAUUACUUAACUAUAAUUUGACCUCCUUGUCAAAUUAGACUUGUUUCCUCUUUUUCCAGAGUGUGUUUGAUGAGCUGGAUGGAGAGGAAAUGCGCCGAGCUCGUACAAGGUCCAACCCCUAUGAGAUGAUCCGUGGAGUCUUCUUCCUAAACAGGUCAAUGGAGGAUCUCAGAUUUGCAGCCCUUGAGUCAGCAAGGGCAGACUCUUAACAAGUUUCCCUCUUGCAUUUACAGAGCAGCAAUGAAGAUGGCAAACCUAGACUACGUCUUCGACCACAUGUUUACAAACCCAAAGGAUUCUCGAGGGGUAAAGGUUUCUCUAUAUCUCUAAAUCUUCAGUGUCUUCUGUGAAUGGGGGAAUUGGGUGGAAAAGUCCUUCAGAGUUUUACUAAAAUAGUUGGGUUUGUUUUGUUUUGUUUUGUUUUUUUAAGUGCCCCGGCAGUCAGGGAUACAGUACGGCAAUGCAGUUGUUGCUUUGGUUAGUCGGUUGCUUCUGUUGAGGUGCUUUGAGUCUCAUCCCUUAUCCAUUUUGGCAGAAACCUCUGAUCAGAGAUCGUGAUGCAGAGCUCCUGUACUUUGCUGAUGUAUGUGCUGGCCCUGGGGGCUUCUCAGAGUAUGUCCUCUGGAGGAAGAAGUGGCAUGCAAAAGGUUUUGGCAUGACCUUAAAAGGACCAAAUGAUUUCAAAUUGGAGGAUUUCUUUGCUGCUUCUAGUGAACUCUUCGAGCCUUACUAUGGUAUGUAUAAGCAUGUAUUUAUGGCAACCUUCUCCCCACCCCCUCAUCGUUCAUCUUCAGUGUCAAGUGAAAGACUUAAAGAGUUUUGAAUGCAUGUGCAUUUUUAAAUGGGAAACAUUUUGGGGACAGCUCUAUCAGUACUUACAGAAGUUGUAUAUGUUUUGAAAGUUGAUUGCCAUUUGAUCUUAGAGACAGACAGGCAGGAUACACAGAUUGUUGCCACUGUGUCCCAUUUUUUUAAACAAAGGAUGUAAUCAAGUGUGGAAACUACCAAGGAUAGCAAGGAAUACCAACAUCACGAGAGGCGAGAGAAGUGGCACUUCUUUUACAAAACUUCUCAGAUCACUUUAUGCGGAAGUGUAGUCAUAAGUUUUUAAAAUGAAAUAAUGAGAAACCUUUGGAAAUGAUUCUGUGGUAUGUAAUAACAAUAAUACACAGCAGACGAGAGCAAAUUCCUUGCUUUCCUUGCUCACAGGUGAAGAAGGAAUUGAGGGAGAUGGAGACAUCACCCGUCCCGAGAACAUCACUGCCUUCCAGAAUUUUGUGCUGGACAAUACAGAUCGCAAGGGGGUACAUUUCUUGAUGGCUGAUGGGGUAUGUUCCUUCUCUUUUCCCUUUGUUCCCUGAGCUAAGAGAGGGACCUAGCUUUGUGCAUUGUGAUGUGACAUUUAGCUUGUUAUAAAUGUGAUGUGAAGAUUCAGAGAGCAUACACACACACACACACACACACACAGAGAGAGAGAGAGAGAGAGAGAGAGAGAGAGACUGACUAGAUUACCUCUGGAUAUAGAUAAUGGAUCAGUUUUGAUUAAUGGUUUCAUUUCAGUACAAAUAAAAUCAACAAAUGUGGUGGUUCAUAGAACAUCACAACAUAGAUUUGUUGCUGAUGUCCCUCACCAGCAUAUCUGAGCACUCAGUGUACAGCAUGAAAGCUGCUGCUACCCUCUGCGAGUGCAUCCUUGUUCCUUCUAGUUGAAUAACACUCUCUGUGUGUAUGUGUGUGUACACUGUGUGACAGACAAUGACAGUGGCUCCUUGUGUGAUGAGCACUUCCUAGAACUGAUAGGUGUGAAGAGAAGGAUGAUGCAGAGGAGGAACAGACUCUUUAAUGAGGCACAGUGCCAUGAAGAUGAUCCCCCACCCUCCUGAGUGUGGGACUAAGGAGGACUACUUCCACCAAUUCUCUGCUCACUCCCCACUCCAUCCUUACUGACUAUUACCUCAGUUACUUCUUUACUGAAAGUGAGAAGCAAGCUUCCUCUUCCCUGACAGAUUAUGGAAAGGCAAAAGCGCACGUUAAGCCCAGGGAGGGAGAAGGCUGCAUGCAGUUCAGUGGGCAGGCAGUGACUUGUCAUGCUCUCCAAAAAGGGAAGGGGGAAUUGAAUUUAAGUUUUCCGUUUCAUGAAAUGUGAUACUGGGUUUCAGUUACAUAAAAUGUGAUUUGCAUUAAGGUUUGCUGUUUGCUGUGUGUUUCAGGGUUUCUCUGUUGAGGGUCAGGAAAACAUCCAAGAGAUUCUAAGCAAGCAGCUGACUCUUUGCCAGUUCCUCACAGCACUCUCUGUCGUACGAACAGGUGCUUCUCCACACGCUCCCCCCCCCCCCCCGUCUCUGUAUUUCCCCUUCUGCCCCUUGUGGCUUUAGUGUUAACUAUUCUAGACUCUCUUACCUCCACCUCCCACCUUGUGCAGUAUUUUGUAAGAGACCAGACUCUUUGUUUUUGUAUGUGUUGGUCCUUCUGUUCCUCUUCUAUAAUUAUGGAUCACUGUUUUUAAAAUAAGAUUUGGAUUUGGAAACCCUUGGCAUCUCCUGGUAUUUGCAGAAUAUGAAAUUCUCAUAGCGAGGCAAUGGAGAACUUUAUGUUGGCCCUGGGAAUUACCAGCUUACCAUGGAAACGUUCUGAAGGCAGCAGGCAGAGGACUUUGCUGGAAUCCCUUCUGUCCAACCUCUUCCCUUUCUGGGGAAUUAGGGGAGAAGUGAUAAAUGGAGGUGAAAGGGUUGAAUGGCUUUUGAAAAUGUGAUUGUUAAGUACCCAAGAGAAUAUCUUGUGAGAUUUCCACAGCAUGGUCCUCCAUAUCAUCUAUGGACAAGAAUGGCUGCUGUCAUAAACCAUGUGUGCUACAGACAGUGUGUGGGACAGAUUGGGGAGGCACCCAUCUAGAUCUCGGCUCAGCCAUUAUGUUCAUUGUGUAGAAGGUACUGUUUUUCAGCCUAAUCUCCCUCACAGGUGCAUGUGAGGAUAACAUGUCAUAACCCCAUGUGCACCACCCUCAGUGCCUUGGAGGAAGGGUGGGAUACAAAUAUGAUUAAUAAUAAAGUAGUGUGUGUUUCUCCUUUGUAAGGUGUAGCUUCAAUUUGCUUUUUCUGCUCCAGGAGGGCACUUUGUCUGCAAAACCUUUGAUCUGUUCACGCCAUUCAGCGUUGGCCUAGUAUACUUGCUCUACUGCUGCUUUGAGCGCGUGUCAAUCUUCAAACCUGUGACGAGUCGCCCUGCCAAUUCUGAAAGGUGAGACCUGAGCAUUGUGGAAGGUGGAAGGUACCUUUGAACACUGCGGCUCUGAUAAAAAGGGGUUUGAAGUAGCUGCAGCUUUGCUACAAACUCUAUGAGAGUUUAGGUGCUAUAUCACAUUCAGAUUGUUUUGCUAAACAUUUGCUGGCAGAUCAAACUGCUAAAUGGGAGGCAAUUAAAUUUUGUAAUGAGAGGAUCACUUGUACUCCUUCAUGCUAUUAUAUUUGUUAAUGCCUGUGCUUGAAGUUUCUUUUUGCCUCCUACCUUUUGCAAAUACUUUUGAAGUAAAAUUUCAUCAGACAGAUCAUAAUGACCAGAAAUCACUUGUAUAUAUACCUUCUUUUCAGUGAAUUUGAUGCCUCUGGGGCCAUUGCCAAAAGAAGCCCAGAUCACAAUAAAAUGUUUCUAAAGCACAUUCCCAGUUAAUUGCAGGAUUGUGGCCUAAGGUACUGCAGCUCAUCUGGGGCAAGUCAAUAUCUCUAAUUUUCUUGUCCUUAAAAUAGGAAUAAAACAAGAUGGAAUUGGGAAAGUGUUUUGCACUAGUGGAAGUAAUAAAAUAUAUGAUAACCAAUAAAGGUUGUCAUCACCUCUUGCAAAAGCAGAAAGGGUUUUCUGCAAGCUGUAUUUAUUUCAUCUUACCGUUUGGCACAAUGCAUCAGAAGGUCAUUAUAGUUAAUGAGCAAAUAGUCUGUCUCACCCUGCAGGUAUGUGGUAUGCCGAGGAUUGAAAUCUGGAAUUGAUGAUGUGAGAGACUAUCUUUUCUCGGUGAACAUCAAACUCAAUCAGCUACGCAACACAGACCAGGAUGUAAACCUCGUUGUCCCUUUGGAAGUAAUCAAUGGUGACCAUGAUUUCCAUGAUUACAUAAUCCGAUCAAAUGAAAGGUGAGUUGAAGGGCAGUGAGAAGAAAUUGCAGGGUUCUGCUAGUCACUUUUCCUAAGCUGUCUGCUUCCAAUAAUUCUUCCUCUGCAAAGUCCAUAUAUUGUGGAUUAGUUCACAAGACAAAGUGAAUGACACACUGUAUAACUCGUAUCCAGUCCUUUGUUUUCAAAUGACAAUUAGGCACCAUUAAUUGUAGAUGCAUGAUUAAUGGCACAUCUAGAUUUCCCACUCCUGCUUUGUAUAUUGUAGUUUCGUGGCUUUCUCUACUCUGCAGUGAUAAUAUAAAACUGGUAUUAUCAGUUGAUGGUAAGAAAUCUUGCUAAUUUAUGUUUUUUAGUGUACUUGAUUCACUUGUUGCAUUUCUGUAUUAUCCUGACCAGUCAUUAUUCUCUUCUUUUUAACCUGAAAAGCAGCAAUAAUAAUAAAACUUACUUUCUGCACAGAUAAGAAUAGUCAUAGGUUAACAUAAACAACAACAACAACAAACAAAACCCAACCUCCUUUUGUGAAGGAAGAGUGAAAAUAUUCCUCAAUUCCCUGGCACUACCAUUGCAACAUGGCCAGUUACUGUAUUGUAUUGAAACUGGUCAUUCUGUCUGUUGGUUAUUUUUCAUGCGCAUUCUGAUUCACAAGACCUUCAGAUAGCUACUUUGUCAAUUUAGUAGAUAACGCAUUCUAAAGCUGGGACCUGCUUUCUCUUCCAGACUCUGCGCUGUUCAGAUCAAAGCACUGGCCAAAAUCCGUGCCUUUGUUCAAGACACGUAAGUAUAUUUAUAUUUAAAGGUGCUCUUGGGUGAGGGCCGAACUGUAAUUCAGGUUUGUUGUUUGUACUGUUUGAGAUGUUACAGCUUUCAUUUGGUGGUGGGGCAUGGGAGAGACUUGCAUGAAAGUGACUCCAUUCCAGGGAAUGUCAUUCAAGUCAGUGAGUCAAGUUUGUGGUUUGCGGUAUUCUUUUAUAGAUCUGUAAUUUCUGGGGUCUAGAGCAGCAUUUCAGAAGUUUAUUUGAGGGUCUUCUUCACCUUGUUUUUGUUCUUAUGGUGCAUAAAUCACUAUGUAAAUUGAAAAGAAGAAUCCAUCUUUUGGGGGGGGGCAAGCUGAAUUAUCCUUUUUACUGGAAAAUUCAGAAGAACCAUCACAAAUUCUUCUAGGACCUUGAAUGAACCACGACAGGCUGACAUCCGAAAGGAAUGCCUCCGGCUCUGGGGGGUGAGUAAAACCACAGAACAGCAAACUAUAGUUUUGUAGUUCUCCUUUUUUAAUGUGUAUAGAAGUCUCUGUAUUCUCUGUUGAAGAGGAUUAUCUUCCCUUAAAAAACCACAGGGCAUGUUAGGGACUGUAUAUAUUGUUUAUAUAUAAUUCUGUGUAUUUAGAGAGUGAUGGUUGGAGAAAGAGAUUUUUAAAAAAUCAUUUCCCAAAGGGUGGGAUUGUUGCUAAACUAAAAAUCUUCAGUGACAGAAAAAUUAGUACUAAGUUAAUUGUGAAUGCAAGUAUAACUUACUUGAGACAUUCAUGAUGAAUGCAAACUGCCUUCUAUAGCAUCCAUAUUUUAAAUGCCUGUUCCUGACUUACACACCACAGUAGGUCGUCUUGGACAGCAAGUCUCUUUGGCCUAGAACAUGAUUUCUGAUCAUUCUACUAAAUUGCAUUGACCAAUUAAAUAAAUGACAAAGCUGCAGGCCAUGCUUUUUACACUGAAAAAUACAGUGGUCUUUGAGGUAUCAUAGCACAUACGGUCUCAGAAUGAAUUCUUUCUCUCUUGGCCACCCUUAUUUUUUGGGUUAGAAGUGUGCAACUAAUGAAGUUCAAACUUCUAUCGCUUGGAUUUUAUUUCAAAUUGAUAUUUCCAUGACAUAAGAUUUGUAUAGUAAAAUGAAAUAAACAGAUAGGUUUACACAUAAAAUUUUGCUUGUAAACCGUUGGUUCGUAUUUGGGUUUGAUGCAUUGCAACAGGCAGUUGAGGCUCUUAAGAAGUUGACUGCUGUUAAAAAUAAUUCUGCUGUAAUUCUGCUAUCAGGAUGGAAUAAUUGUGUCUCUUCUCAUACUUCAUUGCACUUGUUAUAAGCUGCCUGAUCGAUAGCGUCAUGUUAAGGGGCAGCAUACAAAUGUAAUAAAACAAAAUCCCCAUAUUUCAUGAGAUGAUGCCACCUAUUAUUACUGAUCAUAGCAUUUUUCUACUGGAAGAAGGAAAACCUUCUUUCUCUGUGUGUCUUUCUCUUAGUAACAUGUGAAUGGCUAUUGGAGUAACAAGUUGAUUAAAAGAAAAUAGCUGUUUAGCUGUAAACUUGUUAAAUUUAAUAAAUCCAUACCUACUUUUAAAGAAAAGAAUUCUCUCAAGUGUAGCCUGUGCAAACUCUAUUUUAAAAGCCAUUCACAAUUACCUAAAAACAAAAGCGUAGACUGAAACACAAUGUAUGAUGAAUCUUUAGGUAACGGCACUUGCUUUUUAGUAUGCAUCCCAUUCCUAUUAUCUGAGAAAUAUCUCUUUGGCUUAAAAUGUUUAGAGGCUGAGGGAGUAAAUGUCAUUGUGUGUGUGGACGAAAAGGGAAUGUCAUACCCAAAGUAACCAAAAAGAGCAAUGCCACUUAGUAUUAGCCAACUCUUAAGACUGCUUCAAUAUCCCCGUUUGUAGUCACAGUCUGAUCAGUUGAUUGAACUGUUAGUACAUGCUUUAGGUAUAUUGUUCGAAAUGAAGUUAGUGAUUGUGAGUAGGGAAUCAUGGUGCAGUGCUGUUUUUGGUUAAUUGGCCAAAAGAAGAAGUCGUAUUUUGGCAUGUGUAUGAGUUGCUACUCAGGAUACGCCAUAGGACCCUAACAUAAAUAAACAUUGAUCCUUUUAGACAAGAGCAAUUUCUCCCCAAACAUUAAAAGGACUUCACUUUCAGCAUUCAUGGAAACUACUCUGUAGCAAAUGGGUGGAAAACUUAGGGUCCUCCUGGAGUUGUUGGAUUAUAGCUUCUAUCCUCCCUGACCAAUGACUGGGCCUGAUGGGCAGUGGAGUCCAACAACAGCUGGAGGACCACAAGUUUCUCACCCUUGCUCUAGGUGGGACCACUGGAUAAACAUAUACUUCAUCACUCAGAGCCGAGAAGAAGGAAACUAAACAGGAACACAAGAAGCUGCCUAAUGCCAACUCAGACCAUUGACCCAUCUAACUCACUGCUUGUCUGUGGCACACCAGAAUUUCAGACAGCGUGUCUUUCACAGCCCUUCCCAGAGCUGCCAGGAAUUGAAGCUGGGAAUUUCUGCAUGCCAGCAGGCUCCACUAUGGAGCUCUGACUCUUCAGCUGCAACCUGUCAUCCCUGCAUGAAAGUUGGGUUGUGGGGAUUUUUAUGGCAACAUAUUUUGUCGGCUAAUUAUCUAUUGUGCAAAAGAGUACUUUUUUCUUUUUAUUUGAAAAGGAACUGCUGCUCCCAUUGUUCCUAUUGAAAUCAAUUGCCAAAGUUUACUGGGUGUUUUGCAGGCAUGUUGAAAAGCUGUAGCAAUACUUCAAAAACAAUGCGUUGGGUUCUUCCAUUCAUGAGAGGCAGAGAGAUUGUGAGUAAGAGGACAAAAAUAGCCCGAGUACAAGUUAAUUUUGAUCCAUCAGUAGCUCAGGGAAACUCAAGCUCUUCUGUCUUUUACAAAAUAAGUUAAUAUUUUAAUGUGCAUCUGCCUUGGCUUUCUUUUUGCUUCUCCAUAUGUCCCCUUUAUUCUAUGCCUGAUGAACAGCAAAUAAUUAGAAGCAAUGAUGGAAUAAAUGUAAUGUGUGAACCAAAUCCUUGUUGACUCAUUGGCUCUUGGGUUGCUCUAGAUUCCAGACCAGGCCCGAGUUGCUCCAUCCUCUUCUGAUCCCAAGUCCAAGUUCUUUGAGCUAAUUCAGGUGAGACUUCCAGUUGCUGUUUGUUCUGUAUGCUCAGAUUAAAUUAAUGCUCUUUAUCAUGAGACAGCAGAAAGCAAAGAUGGGGAAAACACUCCCUGCAAAGCUUCUUGUAUUGGUUGCUGUUAAUAGCAAAAGGUGAAGUGUAUCGUCAUAAGUUUGGAGCUGGCUAUUACAGAGAGGUAUAUCUGCUUUGGCCCUUCCCUAAACGUAUGUAUCUUCUUAUAAACUCUCUGGUUCAAACAAUCAGUUUUGCAGACAGUAUAUUUGUGAUCAGAUGCAGCAUUGUGCAGUUAUUUUGACAACUGGCUGCUGGAGGCAGAAAAUGUCACUACAUCAGUAAUAGUAAUUUAUUAUUUGUAUCCCUCCCACCUGAGUGGGUUGCCCUAGCCAGUCUGGGCACAGAAAAAUACACAGAAACAUCAGGUAUUAAAAACUUCCCAAUAAUCUUCGAGUGUCUCCGGAAAGUCGUGUAGUUGUUCAUCUCUUUGACAUCUGAUGGGAGGGUGUUUCACAGGGUGGGUGCCACUACCAAGAAGGCCCUCUGCCUGGUUCCCUGUAACUUCACUUCUUGCAAUGAGGGAACUGCCAGAAGGCCCUCGAAGCUGGACUCAGUGUCCUGGCUGGACAGUGGUGGAGAUAUGCCGUAUAUGGAGCAUGGAAACGACUUCCUUAGUUCUAGUCAUUGUGAUAGCCUUUUCUGGGAUAACAAUUCCCUCCUCUUUUUUGUUUUUAGGGUGCUGACAUGGAGAUCUUCAGUUACAAACCAACACCUCUCAACUCAAAAACCUUGGAGAAAAUCCGACCUGUGCUGGAUUACAGGUGCAUGGUGUCAGGAAGUGAGCAGAAGUUUCUUCUAGCCCUAGGGGUAAGUGGUAAUAAUGAAAUGUAACAAUGAGUUUCAGCAGGAGAAAAACAACAACCCUGUGUAUUUGAAGCAAGUUGGUGCUUGGUUUGCAAUUUCAUUCACCCAUGCGUUGCUCCUGUUUAUCUGCAGGAAUGGUCUUGUUUUAGAUCCUGGCUUAAAUCGCCAUGGUGGUUGUUUGGUCUGUGGAUUACCUUUGCUAGUAUCUCACUGAUACGUUACAAGCCAAUUUUUAUAGUAAGCUUUACCUUGUUUUAUAAAUUCACCAACUACAUGAUCUUACCAUGUUCUGAUAACAUGAUUUCUUAAUUUCUUCAGUGAAAUUAAGUCCCUCGCUUGUGAGGCUAAAAGAGAAGCUUGCUAAACAACCUGAAUAACUGUUUACUCAUUUAUUUAUUUAUUUAAUAAAAUUUGUACACUGUUUGAUUGUAAAAGACCUUAAAGCAAUUUACAAAAGAUAAAAAAGUAAAAUCCAGAAAAACUAAGAAAUCUACUUUAAAACAUACAAAAGUUAAAAUACUAGAAGAGAUAAAAUUUAAGAUUUUCUUCUUCCGCUGACAACCUUUUUAGAUGCUUCGUUAUAAAGUACAUUCCACUGUGGCAAUCUCUCUCUGCUGGCCUGGUACUAACUCCAAGAGACUGUGGCCUCCUCUGUGAACUCCUUUGGUCCCUAAUCUUACUGCCUUCCUGUUUGUUUACAUGCAGAAGUCUCAGAUAUACACUUGGGCUGGUCGCACAUCAGAUCGCUGGACCAAACUGGACUUGAAAACAGAAUUACCACGGGACACUCUUCUGUCUGUGGAGAUAGUUCAUGAGCUGAAAGGAGAGGUAAGAGGCUGAUUUUUCUUCUGAAGGGGCUAAUUUUCUUCUACUAGCAAUUUAAAACUCAUAUUACAAGGGGGAAAGGCCUGACAGACUCAUCACUAGGGCUUUUGGUAUGGAUUGUUGGCAUUUAAGGGCCUUUUGUGGCUUGCUCUUCUAAGGUAGGAUCACUUGCACACAUGCAUAUACUCCAGCCAAAGCUCUCCUCUCCAGAAGUGGAUCUAUCAUUUUCUUACCAAUUUACCAAGCUUGGAGAACAAAUAUUGCUGUGGGAUUGUUAUUAUUUUUAGUCACUAAUCACAAAGUUUAGAGAAGAUAAUUUAUUCAAGGGAUAAAUGAUUUUCUGCAGAGGAUAUUUGCGAAUGAAAAAAUGUAAGCAUUCCUGAGACUAGUGCACAAGCAGCAGACAAAAUUUAACUACCAGUAAUUGGAACACCAAUCCUUAUAAAAUAAGUUAAAAAUUCAGUCUGGGUAAAUCAAGGCAUUGACACAAUUUUUCCUAUCAAUCAAUCAAUCAAUCAAUCUCUCCUGCCCUUUCUCCCAGAGGAACCCCAAGGUGGCAAACAAGUGAUAAAGCAAUAAAUCAUACACAAAAUGAUAAAAAUUGUCCAAAUUAGUAAAAUCAGUUUCAUCUAAUAAGAACAGGAUAAAACAGUUCAAGAAUAAAAACAAUGUGCUGAAAUUCUGACUUUUUAUACUUAAAAAAAAGAUGUGUUAGAAACAGUAUGAAGUGCAAAAUGAACUUCAGUGAAUACGAUCAACAGUAGAAUCUGAACAAUAUCAAAAUCAUAAAAGAGAACAAAGCACUGUGGGUUACAACUACCGUGGGACCAAAUUUCCCACUUCCAUCAAGCUUGUUACAAUUUAUCCUCAUAAAAAUGCUAGUGUUUUCAAUUCCAUUAUGCACUCUUUGACACUGUUUCGGAAAACCUAAAAUAAUGGAAUUUUAAUCUGCUUAAAGCCUAAUUCACAGUUCAGGGUUCACCUAGUGAGACAGAGAAAGGGAGAUUUACCUUGCUCAGCCACAUAUUCCCUUUGGCACAAAGCUACCUUCUCUUUGUAAGCUAUUGCAAUAUGCUUGCUGUGCUCUUGUGUGAUCUUUCCAUAGCUUCUGACACAGUCCAUUUGUUCAGAUCCAGUCAGGCUUAGUUGAAGGAACAUUUUGGGUGGUGGUUGGCUGUUGCCGGCUUUGUUGGGUUUUAUGUGUGUUCAACAGUUUUCAGACUUUUAGGGCGGGAGAACGUAAGAGACUUUGUAAAAUAAUGAACUGUUUAGAGAGAAAUUGCCAUCUCUGAAACACUCAAAUCCAGAUUCAUGCUGUGGAAUUGAUUUAGCAAUAGGAUUGGGACAGCCAAAGGGUACUAUUUCUUCACACGGUGCUUAAAUUAAAGGAUUUCCUACUGCAGGAUGUGGCGCUGGCAACUUGUAGAGAUGGCUUUUUAAAAGGAUUAAAUGAGUUAAAUGGGAGAUAGAGCUUUCCGUGACAGUUAAGAAUGGAAUUUCCAUGAUCUGCCACAAUAUGUGCAUGCUUACUUAACGCGGAGAACAAAUGUAAGGGUGUUUUCUCCCAUUACUCCCUGCUUGUGAGCUUUGCAAGGUUACCUGGCUAGCCACUGUUGGGAGUGCUGGCCUAGAAACACCCCUGAUCUCCACCAGCUAAGCAGUUACGUCAUUCUUUUGGAAGGUUGAUUUGAUCCAUAGAUUCCUGACUUUCCCCCACCCCCUAAGGCAGCAUGCCAAUGGGUUUUAUCUGUCAACGGGUGAGCUAUGAGUUCAAGAUCCAGAAGCGACAGUCCCACAAUCCAUUGCCCUGGUUUGCUCUCCAGUUACCUCCCCACAAAGUCACAACUUAGUGGUGUCUUACCCAGUAUUUGGGAACAAUUUUAAAACAUCUUAGAAGUGACCACACAAAGCCCCAGGCCCAGACGGCUUCACAGCAGAAUUCUAUAAGAAAUUCAAAGAACCCUUGAUGCCCUACAUGACCCGCCUAUUCAACGACAUCAUAAAAGGGGGGCCCCAUCCCCAAAACCUGGACCCACUCCAAAAUAGUCUCCAUCCCAAAACCACUAAAAGACAGCCUCAAAGUAGAAUCAUACCGCCCAAUCUCAUUAAUAAACCAAGACUACAAGAUAUUCACAUCAAUCUUGGCCAACCGCCUAAAAAUCUUCCUACACAAGUUAAUAGCCCCAGACCAGACUGGCUUUGUCCCUGGCCGCAAUAUAACAGACCCCAUCAGGAAACUACUGAACCUGAUCGAACACAGCAAGGCAACCAAACUCCCAUUGACAAUUAUGUCCCUAGACAUCCUCAAAGCCUUUGAUUGCUUGGAGUGGAAAUACAUACUAGCAGUACUAACUAACAUGAAAUUCGGCCCCAACUGUUGAUUUAAAGCAGAGUCUGUCGUGGCCAGCGGAAGGAUGAGAAUACGUGCUGCAUACUCUAUAUAGCUUUAUUUACAGUUCAAAGCUGGUAUAUUACAGAAAGACAUCUUGCCUCUGCCAAAGCAGAGAAAAAUGCAUCCUCUCUCCUCGACAGCUUGGAGAGAAUCACACAGUGAAAAAAACAGGAAACCAGUGUACGUCACAUCCAGUCUCCCUUUCCCGUGAGAAACUCCAACAGUACAGACUGUGGAAUGUAAACACCUGUCUCAUGACAAGUUAGCUGCACAGUGAAGGAAAGCAGAAACCAACAUCCUCCCCCUUUCUGUGAACAUCACUGGGCAGCGUGUUCGUACAAUAUCAGUACAAACCCAACUUCUGCACAUAGGUACAGUGUUGAUCCCUUGAUACAAUCUUGGACAAUACAUCAGCAGGAAUUUCAUUACCUGGCAUAUAGGACACCGUUACGAGUCCCUUCUGAAUACAUUCCCUAGCAUGCUGCAACUUUAAUUGUAAGUGCUUUGUGCUUUGCUUACAACCUUCAGACUUCAGCAAAGCCAAACAUGCUUUGUUGUCCUGGUAAACCUGGAUUGGACAUUUGACAGGAAUUUUCAUAUCUUUGCACAAUUGUACUAACCAUUCACAAUCCUUAAGUGAAUAAGACAGUGCAUUCAGUUCGGCUUCACAAGUACUUAAGCUAACUGUUGUUUGCUUCUUGCAUGACCAAUCAAACAGACUCUGAUUGUACAUGUAGCAAACUCCAGACGUACUUUUCCUGUCUGUAGUGUCACUUCCAAAACUUGCAUCUGCAAAUAUCUCAAGACCACCAGACUUCUGAUUGUUAAAUCUCAGUCUGUAAUGCAUAGUGCCUUUCAAAUACCGCGCUAUGCGUUUCAGAACUUUCAAUCCUUGACACUAGGAUUGUUGACUUGUCUGCUUAGCAAAUUACAGCUAACAGCAAUGUCUGGUCUUGAACAUCUGGCAAUGAAGUUUAGCUUGCCUAGCACACUCCUGUACAGUGUAGUGUCAGAAAAUGCUUCUUCAGUGUCAUCUACCUGAUAACCUGUUGUCAUCGGUGUGUCUACAGGGUUAGCAUCCAUCAGAUUUAGUUUGCUUAACACAUCAGCAAUUUUCCGUGACUGGUGUACUAGAAUGUUACCAUCUUGAUCUCUCUCUAUUUCCAGAGAUAGGUAGUUGUUUACCUCACCAAGAUCUUUCAUGUCAAAGUGCUCUUUCAGUUGAGCUAGGGCGUUAUUGUACAUUGCGACAUCUUUCCAAAAGAAUAAUAAAUCAUCAACAUAAAACAAACAGUACAGUUUCUUUUGCCCCUCCUCUUUGACAAAUACACAUGGAUCAGCUUUCCCUUGCUGAAAACCUAGAGAAAACAAUACUUCAGUGAGUUUUGUGUGCCAACACCGUGCACUUUGUUUGAGACCAUAAAGGGAUUUCUUCAGAGCACAAACAAAUCCCUGUUUUACCUGUACGCCAUCAGGUGGAAGCAUAUAAAGUGAUUCAUCUAGAGAUCCGUACAGAAAAGCUGUAUUAAUAUCAUGGUGACUAAUGUGUAGAUUUUCCUCUGCAGCUAGCUUAAGCAUAAGCCUAAUGCUUUCAUAUCUCACUGUGGGUGAAUAGGUCUCGUGAUAGUCUUCACCUGGUACCUGUGCAAAACCUCUGGCUACCAAUCUGGCUUUGUGUCUGACUAUCUUGCCAUUUUGAUCUGUCUUCGCUUUGAAGACCCAUUUGCUUCCAAGCAGUUUCAUUCCUGGAACUACUGGAACUAGCUCCCAUGUUUUGUUCCUUUCUAAGGAAUCAAGCUCAGCCUUCAUGGCAUUUAACCAUGGCUCAGCUUCCUUUGAAUCCAAACCCUGGAUUUCUUGGAAACUUGAAGGUUCAAAUACCUUCUUGGAGCUUUUAACAGCUGUUACUGCUAUCUUAGCAAACUCAUCAGCAAAUCUCUUUGGAGGUUUGCCUUUUGUGGCUCUCUGUGACCUACGAAUUAGCCUUAAGUCUUCAACACUCUCCUCUUCCUUCUUAGGAGAAAAACGACCUAUUGUGAACAAUGGUUCCUCCAAUUCUUGAUCAGAGCUUUCAGAGGGUCGCAUAGAGGCUUUCGCACUCUUGAAAUCCUCUGAAUCACCCGAUUCAGUUUCAGAUUCAGACUCAGAACCUUCAUCAGUGGGUGUGGGUUGUUGUGGUUGCUUUUGACUAUCCUCAGUCUCAUCACCGUCAUCAGGAUAACAUUGGAAAAUUCCCACAUUCUCCCCCACUUUGCAUUGUACUCAACACUUCUCGUGAGCUUAAUUGUCUUAGAGUCAGUCAUCAUUAUUCUGUAAGACCCUUUCUGAUAACCUAGAAAGAUACCAUGCAAUCCACGCUUGUCUAACUUGGAGUUUUGUGGUGAGCGAACCCACAUGUCAGAACCAAAAAUCUUCAUGUGUUUGAUGUAUGGCUUCUUGCCAAACAUCUUCUCAUAGAGGUACAACCAAUCGCUGAAGAUAGCCUGCGAUUGUAACUGUAAACAAAACACGAGAGAGAUUCGGCCCAAUAACUCUCUGGAAGAUUGGCAUCAUGCAGCAAGGUUUUUAAUCCUUGAAGCAAUGUCUGAUUUGCCCGUUCCGCAAGUCCAUUCUGCCAUGGCGAGCGAGGACUAGACAAAUCGUGUUGAAUUCCUUUCUCAGUCAGAAAAGCUUCAAACUGCUGAGAAGUGAAUUCCCCCCCGCGAUCACUGAAAAGAGUCUUUAUCUUCUUACCAUGCACAUUUUCCAACCAAGCACAGAAUUCCUUGAACCUAGGAAAAGCCUCCGAUUUCUGCUUGAGAUUGUACACAAAAAUAUAUCUAGAAAAUGCAUCAAUGAGAACCAUGAAGUAUCUAUUUCCACCCAAAGAGGGCGCUAGUGGUCCAACCAAAUCAGCAUGAACAACCUGGUAUGGUUCUGUAGCUUUCCUACUAGACACCUUACCUUUCGCAGCCAUUUUCACCUUGUUUGCUGCGCAUGCUUUGCACUUCAUGUGGUACCUGCAGGGUUUAAUAGUCAUACCUUCAACCAAGGCAGGCAUUUUAGAUACUGCCUCAAAAUGCAAAUGACCAAAUUUUCGAUGAAAAUCGUGAAUACAUUCUGCAUGCAAACUUUUGUUAGAACCUGCAAUGCAACAAGUGUCAUCCUGCACCACAUCAUCAUAAUACAAAACAAACAAACGAUCAACAUAUUCUGCAUGCAAUACAUAAUCAUUUUUCUUUGUGAUGAUGCACUUCUUGUUCUUGAAGGAAACGUCAAUGUUCCGCUCAUUCAGCUGUCCAACGCUGAGCAGAUUAUGUUUGGCGUCUGGCACGUAAAGCACAUUCUGUAUCGAUAAGUCCAAACUGUGAAGAACAACAGUUCCGUAGCCUUUACUGGGAAUAGUGUGGUCAUCCGCCUGGUGAAUCGCACCUUCCUGCGGUGUAAAAGACACAAACAGUUUCUUAUCGUUGCACAUGUGGUGGGUGGCCGCUGAAUCAACAACGAAGAAAGAUCUAGACGUCUUCUGGACCUCUGCAACCUUUGGAGUGAAGCGUGAAACCAUAGCCUUGUGCUGCGUUGUCCUAGACACCGGACCUUUGCCUUUGCCUCGGCCUUUUCCGCGCGAUGAGCUUUCGCUGCGCUGCUCUGUCUUGGCCCUGGGAUGUCUGCAUUCCCUCUUCAUAUGGCCUAGACGUCCACACGUGUAGCAUUUCACUGCCUUCAAAGCUUUGGCGCCAUCUGGUGGUUCCACUGCACUAUGGGAUGACGUCUGUGAAGACUCUCCCUUGCCCAUGCAGCUAGCACCCCGGCGAUCUGCUUCAUUUAAAAUCACGGCAGUAACAAAGUCCACUGUCAGCUGAGCAGUUGGUUGCACAGCAAUCUGGGUUGCAACAGACUCCCAACCUGAACCCAAAGAUUGUAGUAUCAUGAAAGAAUACACAGCCUCUGGAAAGUUGAGUCCUCUCUGUUGCAGCUCAUGUCUCAGAUUUUGCAUCUGCAUCAGAUGUAAACGCACAUCUCCACCUUCAGCAAGAGCCAUAUUAUGCAGCUUGUUAAAAUAAAACAUAGUGGAUCCAGCUUCUGUCCUUAAGUGAGCCUCUCUCAGAGCGUCCCAAAUUUCUCUGGCUGAGGUCUUAUCACGCAAUAGACAGAGCUCUUCUGGGGAUACUAUCAAUGUAAGAGUUCCCCUUGCUUUGGAAUCCUUAGCUUCCCAUGCAUCUGUAACUGGAACUGGGGGGGUUUCUGUAAUCACCUCAAACAAACCCUCUUUCCGCAGAAUUGCCUCUGCAUACUGAACCCAGUCGCUGUAAUUUUUCUUGUUGAGCUUAGGAAUCCCACAAGCAUCCUGAAGGGCCAUCAUGACUCUGGCAUUAGCCUUCAGCGUCAUAUGCUGCUUUAAAUCUUGCUGCGUCACUGCUGCAGCUGCUUCAUUACAAAGGCACACUUAAAAGUUACUUUCGAUUUCCCCAGCAUAGUGACUUGUGCCUGGGAGCCUUUGCCUAUUCCCGGCAAAACCGGCUUUAAAAGUUCAAAGUCCAGCCAUAAAGCCAUUAUCUUGAAGCUGGCAGGCUGCCCGGAGCAGUAGCACAUACCUCAUCAAUCACUUCUACGCGCAGAGCAGAUUCCUUUCCGAUCCGUCCCUCUGCAUUCCGAUCCUCUGCCGGCACUCCGAUUCGACUCCUGGAGUCCAUAACCACGUGUUGAUUUAAAGCAGAGUCUGUCGUGGCCAGCGGAAGGAUGAGAAUACGUGCUGCAUACUCUAUAUAGCUUUAUUUACAGUUCAAAGCUGGUAUAUUACAGAAAGACAUCUUGCCUCUGCCAAAGCAGAAAAAUGCAUCCUCUCUCCUCGACAGCUUGGAGAGAAUCACACAGUGAAAAAACAGGAAACCAGUGUACGUCACAUCCAGUCUCCCUUUCCCGUGAGAAACUCCAACAGUACAGACUGUGGAAUGUAAACACCUGUCUCAUGACAAGUUAGCUGCACAGUGAAGGAAAGCCCAUCCCAAAACCACUAAAAGACAGCCUCAAAGUAGAAUCAUACCGCCCAAUCUCAUUAAUAAACCAAGACUACAAGAUAUUCACAUCAAUCUUGGCCAACCGCCUAAAAAUCUUCCUACACAAGUUAAUAGCCCCAGACCAGACUGGCUUUGUCCCUGGCCGCAAUAUAACAGACCCCAUCAGGAAACUACUGAACCUGAUCGAACACAGCAAGGCAACCAAACUCCCAUUGACAAUUAUGUCCCUAGACAUCCUCAAAGCCUUUGAUUGCUUGGAGUGGAAAUACAUACUAGCAGUACUAACUAACAUGAAAUUCGGCCCCAACUUCCUACAAAUCCUCAAACAAAUAUACUCCCAAGCCUCAGCAAAAUGCAGAACUAACAAUAUGGAUUCUAACACUAUAGCUAUCCAAAGAGGCACGAAACAAGGAUGCCCACUGUCCCUUCUUAUUUAUCCUGGCUCUGGAACCCCUAGCAAUCCGCAUCCGAGCAGCCACAGACAUCAAGGGAGUGGAAAUAAAAGGCAGAACCUAUAAAUUAGGGCUCUUUGCAGAUGACCUAAUGGUCACAACACCAGACCCCAUAAGCACAGCAACCUCCCUAAUCAGAGAACUCAACACAUUUGCAAUGGUGUCGGGCCUACAGGUAAAUUUUACAAAGUCAGAAGCUAUGUGCUUCAACACCCCUCCUCACACCCAAAAAGAACUCACGAAGGUCACCAAAAUAAAACUUUGCCACACCAAGUUCAGAUACCUAGGGGUACAAAUAACCAGAAACCUCAAUAAAUUGUACCUCCACAACUACAAGCCCCUGUGGCGACAAAUUAACAAAGACCUAAAGAGAUGGAAUAACAUGAAUUUCACUCUCUCAGACAAAAUAGCCAUGAUCAAAAUGAUCACACUCCCAAAACUAACCUACCUAUUCCAAACCCUCCCAAUCUGGAUCCCCUCAACCCAACUUCGCAGUUGGCAGAGAAAACUACACUCUUUCAUCUUCUCACAUAAAAACCAAGAAUAAGCCCCAAAUACCUGCACCUCCCCACCUCAGAAGGAGGAUGGGGAAUCCCCAACAUAGAAGCAUAUUACAAUGCCAACCAAAUACGCCAUAUAAUCCCAUAUAUACUAGAAGAUGAGACAAAACAAUGGGUACACCUAGAGAGGACACAAUUGAAAACACCUGCACCACAACAUACCCACUCCUCCCAAACAAACUAAAGAAAAUUCCCACAACACUUAACAGGUACACACAGACCAUGCUCAAAGCAUGGAAAACACAAAUAGGCAAACUAUCCCCAACCCCAUCCCCACUAAUCCCCCUGGCGUACCACCCAUUAUUCCACCAUGCAGCACAAAACCUCAAGAUAAAAACCUGGCGAACCAAAGGCUUAUAUCGCCUAAUAGACUUUUAUAAAAAUAACAAACCCUUGUCAACACAAGAAAUACAAGACAAACUAGAAGACACCCAAAUGCCCUGGUUAACACAACACCAACUACAUGCCCUCUUAAACAACCCAACAGUAAAAUCAGCAGCAACUAGGCCCCUGACAACCUUCGAAAACCUCCUCCUAACAACAAAGGGAAACGGUAAAGGGACGGUAUCCGCAAUAUACAAAAUACUACUCCAUAAUCCCGCAAAUCCCUAGACGCAAUCAAAAAACAAUGGGAGAAUGACAUAGGCUAUGAGAUUAACCCCACUCAAUGGACAAGAAUGUGGUCUAAACCCCCUUUAAAUCCAUAUCAACGAAAAGAAAAGAACUCACACUGAAACUCACCUACAGGUGGUACCUAACACCAAGGAAACUAGCGCUAAUACACCCAGGAACCUCACCAAAAUGCUGGAGAGGGUGCACCUCCACAGGCACAUACCUCCACAUGUGGUGGGAGUGUCCCAAAAUCCAACUAUUCUGGACAACAGCCAUACAAGAAAUAUGUAAAAUAACUAAGCAAGUAAUAGACAUCACCCCAGAAUUGGCCCUACUAAACAUCUUCCAAGACAACAAUGCCCAUUUACACCACAAAGAACUCAUAACCCACCUGCUCUCAGCAGCCAGAAACACCAUAACCAGACACUGGAGAGACCUGUCAGGAGUAAGCAUGGACCAAUGGUACCAAAUAGUAUGGGAAACAGCCCUACUAGAAAAAUUAACUAAUAAACUGAAACUGACACGGGGACAAACAGAAGAAGACGCCUUCACCCGGUAUGGCUCCCUUUAUCACAUACACAGCCCAACAGGACAAUGACAAUAAUCCACCAACAGCAUACAAAUCAAUAUGGCUAACCUGAUCCAAAACACCCACCCACCUCACUCACACACGAAAACAAAGAUCACCACAGCCAAUCACAAGCAAACAAUCACACCCUAGGCCAACCCCAACCUCUCUCACCACCAAAGGAACACAAGUGAACAACACAAGCAACGCUGACACCAAACUCUACAUACAUUAAACAUAAUAGAAACACCGCCACCCAACCCCACCCCCAUCCAUCUUCCCUCUCUCCACCCCCCCUUUCUUUUUUCUUUUUUUUUUUCUUCUCCCCCUAAUGCCUCAACAAAUGAAAUGGAUUUGUAAAAAUGUUACAUGGAAAGAAAAAAAUACGAGGCACUACACUUCUGUAAAACAAGAAAAUCCUUAAUAAAAUAUUUUAAAAAAAAAAAAUCUUAGAAGUGAAUUUUAACAGUAUAGACUUAAGCAUGUGUGGUAUCCUUUAUGGAACUGUAUAUUUGGGGUGGGAGAACCUGGUAACAGCCCAAUGCACAUGUCAUGAUAAGCCAUAGUUUGAAAUAAACUAUGGUUUACCAGAAAUGAGCCUGGAACCAGCACUCAGUUUGUUCUUGAAGCAAACCAUAAGUGGAAGCCACCUUGGCUUACUGCUCAUAGUUUGUUUGGGAGAAGCAAACCAAAAGUGCUUGUGGUUUGUUUCCUGGCUCAGGGUGGAGCAAAGCCAACAUGGCGGAGCCGUGUGCCCUGGUUUCCUGUGGACUAUAGUUUAUUUCAAGCUUAUCGUGACAUGCAGCCAAAGAGGCAUUUUUUUUUUUAGUAUAACUUCUGAAGCAGUCAGUGAGGUGGGAAGCUGUUGCGCAUGCAGAUGGUAUUCUUUGCAACACACUCAGAAUACAGCAGCACUUUGUGAGGUGCCAAUUUUCCUCUCCCUAGGGAAAAGCACAGCGAAAAAUUAAUGCCAUCCACAUCCUGGAUGCCCUGGUGAUAAAUGGUAGUGAUGUCCGAGAACAACAUUUCAAUCAGCGGUAAGCAGAGUUCGGGAAAUUACUUGUGUAUAUAGUUUGAUGGGUGCAGGGUGUGUGUGAGAGGUGGGUUCUUAACCUAGAGUCUUGGCUGUUCAACAGAAUAACCCCAAAUAGACACUUGAGAAAUUUUGAAAGAGCAAACUUCUGAAUGCAGUAUGCCUUUUCUUGAUCUCCACUCAGUUAGCCAAUGCAACCCUGUGGCAGAGAAGACUACUCCAUUAGCAGCAAGCAAGCAAAUCUUAGCAUUUGGGAAUAUACUAGUAUGGAAGUGAUCCUUUUUCAUGAGAAAAAGCCAACAGCCCUCAGAUGCCUUCCUAGCCACAUUUUACUCAUAGUUUGUCCUAUUUUGGGGCUUCCCGUAGGCAUCUGGUUCUUAAUGGGCCAAACUAUUAAAUCAGUCAAUCUUUAGAUUGGUUAUGCUACUACCUUGAGUAGCCUCCCCAUUGCAUAAGACUUUAAUCCAUUUCUGAGGAAAGCUAAACUAAAGAAAUCCUUAUUUUUUGGUUGCAGAAUUCAGCUAGCAGAGAAAUUUGUAAAAGCCGUCUCUAAACCUAGCCGGCCAGAUAUGAACCCCAUCCGGUGAGUGCGGCCUUUUGGAUUCUUGCUGGCUUCUGGGGCUGUAAUUAAAAAUACUUUGUAGGUGGUUUGUGCCAUGAUGGAUUUUCACAUUAAGUUGUACGUUAGGAAGCCAGCAAGAGUGAUUGUGGGAGGAUGCUUUCCUAUGAAAGACCAUUUCAGAUCAAUUUGAUAUGUGAAGAGCUUAUCCUUGAAAUAAACUGGUUUAGCUCCUUGACAGAAGAAUCAGAGACCAAACGAUGUGGUUCUCUUUCUGGGUCUAGUUUGUAACUUAUAUGAAGACAGGAGGGGAGGGCAAAGAAAUCAGGGCACAAGAGAGAGCAGCACCAUGGAUCAUCUUGGAAACAUACACUUUACUAAAGCGUGGUUGUGCCUCUUCAGUUUUAAUAAUUUUGUUUUGGAUAACGAAUUUAACCUGCAUAAAGCUUGCCAGUCAACAGCACCCUUUCAGAAUCAAGUUUGUUGUAUAGGACCUGUGUAAUAUUUCAUUCUGUGUUUUUCUGAUGCUGAAACAAAAUAGCAGGGUUACACCUCCUAUUUCUCAAGCGAGUUGUCCAGCCAUCUAAAUUCAGCAAGAAGGCUGGUGGUACUGCUGACAUGAAGUGCUCAGAUCAGUAGAGUUCUGUGAUUAGAAGUCAUGAUCUUUGAUAAGUUUUUUUUCUUUAUUACAGUAUUCUACUUUCGAUCAUGAGGGCUAGAAACUUCCUUUUAUAGAAAGUCUAAGAUUUUUAGGAGUCUUGAUGAGAGCACCUGGGGAGUAAGUUUUUUUAAAAGCAGAGUCAUCAGCAGUUUUGAAGAGCUUGUAGGAACUCAACCUACAGUUAGAUGUUGUGGCCAACAUAUUAUUCCACUCAUGGACUUUUCUCCACAGAGUGAAGGAGGUAUACAGGCUAGAGGAUAUGGAAAAGAUUUUUCUAAGGUAAGUCCUCAGAAAUCCUGGAUUUGCAGCCUUUAUUUUGUUAUUAUUUGGACUUUCUCAGUUGUUUUUUUAAAGAGAAUAUUGUUAAUUCUGCAUUACUGGUAGGAUCUAUCAGCCUAUCCAAAAGGAACCUAUGUUUAUUGGCUAGCGGAAGGAAGUUAGUUAGGUUUUUUAUGGCCAAGCCUCCAACACUGUGUUUUCCAGCCCUGCAGAGAUCCAUCCCAUUUCUCCCUUGUGACAUAGAAGAGGCUUGCUUGUGUGGCUGGCUGGUGGGAGAAAUACCGGCUGCUUUUAAAGAUCAGCACAUUCAUAUAUUGCACAAUGGAAUCCAUAGAUGGUGCUAAAACGACCAGAUUUUAAGCCCUGAAUCUAUCCGUAGAUUCUUUGCCUUAGUACUUUACAAAGCUCUCAGAUGAACCUUCUAAACCAUUUCUCUCUCUCUCUAAUAUUCAGAGUCCCUUGGUAGCCUUUUAACAGGUUCCACAAUUUUGUUCAUCAUGAAAAGUGUUCAGCAGGCCUCUGGCGAGUGUGAGGAACCCCAGGCUUCCACCCAACUGUGGAGCUGCAGGGGGGAGAACUGCCCUUUUCCCUUUGCAUCCCCAAAGUUUGGAGGACACCUGGGAGUUGUUUAGAGUGUUGGGUGUUCAGAGCACUCAGCAAGGAGAUGUGUCCCAGAUGCGUCUUUGAUUUGGAGGCUCAGCAUGAGAUCACCAGCAAACCAGCUCCCCUUGGGGGCGGGGCAUGAUCCUGGCAACCACAAUUUUUUUGUUGGCCGACAACCUUCUUCUUGUCUUGUUCAUCCUCACAACACCCCUCUAAAUUAUGUCACAAUUAUACUUUUAACAGAGAGAAGAAUUUGUGUUGGUAACUUGACCACAGUGGAGUUUAUGCUUGGCUAGGGAUUUGAACUGCACCUCCUGGACCAAGUCCCAGCGUCCAGCCUUUUGCCACAUUGCUGAGACCUGUGCUUUGUGCAUUUUUUGUUACUUUGGGUAUGAACACCCUGUCUCCUGGUUGUUUGGUGGCGUAGGUUAGAGAUGAAGAUCAUCAAGAGCUCAGGCGGAACCCCACGGCUGUCCUACACUGGCCGUGACGACAGACACUUUGUUCCCACAGGAUUGUACAUCGUUCGGACUGUCAGUGGUAUGUCCUUCUCUGUUCAGGGACUCCUUGCUAUGAUGGCCAAAGUCAAGCUCUGAAAUAUGCAUCUCUGCUUUGGUCAAAACAAUUACAUGGACCAUUUUUUGCUUUUAAAAAACUGAGAGAGUACAUUCCUCUAUUUUGUUAGUUGCCUCUCCCAUUCUGUCUUGGAUCCUGAUUCUCCUAGCAGAGUGUAGCAUUGUGCAGGGGAACGUUGGAAGCUGGGGAAGAUCUUGAGGUAUUAUUUUUUUGCAGAAAAAGCAGUGCAAAAUGCUUGCAGAAGAUUGCUGAAGUAGUUUUCUCCUUUCAUAUGCCCCCUGUGCUUUUCUUCCUUAAAAGCCAUCCAUGAUAAAUACUACAGAAGCAGCUUCUCUUCCAAUACAUUGCUUUUCCUGCCACCACUCAGGAUUGAAAUGAGUAGGGUACCCAGUAACUGGAUGAGAACUCAAGGACAGGGCAACUACCUGUUCCCUUGUCCUCUGUCCAUUACCUGGCGCAUGAGGCUGCCUUUCCUGCCCCAUCAUUCCUACAGUGUAUUCAGCUAAUGAGUACCAGCAGGAUUGUAGCUAAGCCAGGGUCACUGAAAACCAAGUGGAAGGCAUAAGCAUUCUUGGGGGAAUCCCAAGAUUGGCAGAAGUACAAAAAAUCUUGACCUGACUUGGACCCUACCUAGCUUCAGAAAGGUGGUAGCCUCAUAUGCCUUCAGGACAUAUCCUUAAUUUUCCAGAUGUGCCUUAGAAAUGAGGUGCCUUGGUGUACAAAAAAAAAGUUUAUUGGCAAGUUUUUUCUUCUCGUAAGGGUCUUUUAAGACCCUCUCAGACACUGCUGCCCCAUAGACUUCACAAAGGUAGUAGAACUGCUAGCAAAAACUCCUCUGCAGACCUGGGCAGUGCUAUAUGGGUGGAGGCAUUUCAUUUAGAUCAGGGAUAGGCAAAUUCGGCCCUCCAGAUGUUUUGGGACUACAACUCCCAUCAUCCCUGACCACUGGUCCUCUUAGCUAGGGAUGAUGGGAGUUGUAGUCCCAAAAUAUCUGGAGGGCCGAGUUUGCCUAUGCCUGAUUUAGAUAUUCGGGCCCAAGUCAUUUGGGGCUUUGUUUGUCAACAUGAUCACCUUGACCUUGCCUUGGAAGCACAAUGGCAACCAGUGCAGGUCUUUUAAGAAUUGGUGUGCUAUGUGCUUAGCCAGCAGAGCCCACCAGCACUCUGGCCACUGCAUUCUGCACCACUUGCAGCUUCUGAACCAUCUCUUAAGGACAGCCUCACAUGCAAUACUCUACAGUAGUCCAGUUAUUCUUCUCUUUUUAAUCUGAUCUCGUUUCCCCCCCCACAGAUCCGUGGACCAUGGCAGUUAGCAAAAAUUCUAAUAGGAAAUUUUUCUACAACAAGACAACACAUAAAUCAACGUAUGAACUGCCUCAAGAAUCUGUUGCACCAUUUCAGUGAGUAUCAUCCAGAAAAUACUGCCAGUUUAUCUAGAAGCAGCGAGGGGGAUCAUACCAGCACAUGUUGCUUUUGUAGUGCAUAGAUCUCUCUCCAGCAUCAUUAAACUGUGUAGUGUUGACCUGUAAAUGUCCACAGAAGUUACCACCGCAAGCUUUGCUCUAUUAUCUAAGGAAACUUUGGGAGGGUUCUGGACCAUGAUUUACAAGUCAUUGUACUCUUUAAUAGUUGGCUUUGGGAGGUGGCAAGGUAACCCAGCAUGUAUUAGACUGCAUGCCACAGUUGGUAUACUUGGCUAGGUCUGGAGUCUGUGUCAGGAAUAGGUCUCCCUGAAAGCUUUUGAUCUUCUAAAUACCACAGAAUUACAGUGGCCUGAAACUGCUUGAUGUAUCAUAGUUUCCCCCAGACAACUCUGGGGAUCUUUGAAAGGAUGCUAAGAUUUCUUGGUUUGCUCUUGGGCCCCUUAAUAGAACUACAGCUUAAACUUUAUAAUAUGGAAACAUUCUCACUUUAAAGGCUUUGAGAUACAGGAAGACUUAAGAGAUCAGGAGACUAGGAGACUUAAGAAAAGGCAGCACUGCACUAAGGCUUUUGAGGAAGUGGUGAACCAUACAUGCCUGCACUUAAUUCAGAACCUACUCCUUGAGUAUCUGUCACCAAAAGCAGAGAUGUAUGGUUCACCUACGCUUCUGUUCUAUGCCCUGUCAGGUUCUGAAUUCUGGGACCUCACAGCAGUCAGACAGGAGCAAGAAUGAAAUAACCCUUGCUUACUCCAGAAUCCUUGAAUCUGCUGUAGCUGUCUUCUUCUCAUUGGCAUUCUUGUCUUCCACCUUCAGCCAUUAGAUGGUUACAAAUUCUGCUGCUUGCUUCAGCCAUGCUUCCCCUUUCUUCUGUUCUGUUCUGUUCUGUUCCGUUCUGUUUGCUUUUGUUUUGUUUUGUGGGUGUUUUUUGUAUUAAAUGUAGACCCCUCUUACUUUGAAGUUCUUUAAUCUCUAGCUCUUUCAUACUGCUUUCCUCUGUCUUUAAGGCUCUCCUUAUUACUUUUACCAAGGCUUCAGGUGUUUGGAUGGCUUUCUAUCUAAGCCAUUAUAUGCAGUUGCUAGUGAACCCCAAACCUUUCCCAUUUCCUGCGGCACAUGCAGAGAACUUGGAAAAGAAGAGUAUCUGCUUUGCAGCUGAGUUUCUGCAGGAUGGGCAAGAAGGAUGAGACCUGUGGGCAUAGGGCAGUAUACAAACAAACAAACAAGGUGUCUUCUGCAGAGGCAUAGCAGGAAAGGACAGAAAUUAGCACACACACACCCCCAGUCCUUUCUCCUGUGAACUCAGCUUGCACAAGAAUGCUCACCAGAGGGCCAAAAUGUUUGUCCAUUUCUAUUCCUUCUGCCUACCCUUUUGCUGCUCUGUAUCUUUGUGAUUCUUUCCCCCACCCCAAACACACACACACACACACACACACACACACACUUCUAAAAGCUUAUUUCUUCUCUCGUUUUCUGGAAUAAGUUUUCACCUUUACUCAUCUUAGUAUAGCAGUCUCCUUCGGUGCCCUGCCUGCCCCCUUAGUGUCCCAUCUCGUUGAUGUAAGCAUGCUAUUUCAGCCCUCCAUAAACUGCACCCCCCCCCCCCAUUUAUAAAGGAGGCUAUAUUCCUGCCCACAGGAUUAGAAGUCCUUAGUUGUAAAGCUGAAUCUAUGAUGUGUACUACAUAAAACACAGAAGAAUUGUUACUUAUCCAAACAGGGUUAGCAGAAGUGCUUACAGCUUUUUAAACAUGUAGACAAUGGAGGGACGCGGGUUGCGCUGUGGGUUAAACCACAGAGCCUAGGGCUUGCCGAUCAGAAGGUCGGCAGUUCGAAUCCCCGUGAUGGGGUGAGCUCCCGUUGCUCGGUCCCUGCUCCUGCCAACCUAGCAGUUCGAAAGCACAUCAAAGUGCAAGUAGAGAAAUAGGUGUCUUCCUCCUGCGGGAAGGUAAACAGCAUUUCCGUGCGCUGCUCUGGUUCGCCAGAAGCAGCUUAGUCAUGCUGGCCACAUGACCUGGAAGCUGUACGCCGGCUCCCUCAGCCAGUAAAGCGAGAUGAGCGCCGCAACCCCAGAGUCGGCCACGACUGGACCUAAUGGUCAGGGGUCACUUUACCUAUGUAGACAAUGAGAGACUCAUUCUCAGGAGUUCUGUUUACCCUAAGAAAAAGCCAGCCUAGUUCUCGGGCCUGAGAGUGUCUAACCCCUGGGAACUCCUGCUGAGUUGCUUCUAGUUUUCCACCUCUCUUGCACUGAAUAGUUUUAGAGAAACUGUGGGAGCCCUUUGAACUUUUUUUUGUCAAAUGCUAAGCAGGCAGUAAGCAGCAUCUCACUUUCUUUCAGAAACUCAGGAAUUCUUUCCUUUCCCUUCCUCAUGUUGCAUAUUUUCUGCAGAAAGCAUAACUUUGGCUCUGAAAACAGUGGGAAGGAAGAGGCUUACGUGUGACUUUGAUAAUGGAUGUUUUGCAUUAUCAUUUGUGAACUCUAAUACGGUUGUAAUUAGGCACUGAUAUAUUUUCUUGUCACAAUGCUAAUAUCAGAACAGUGCAACUAAAUAGGCUGUGAAUAUUAAAUGCCAGUAAUUGUUGGACUCGAAGGCCGCUUUGUCUCCGGCAAUUAGCUACUUGCUUUUUCUCCAGUAUGACAACACUGUUAAACAAGGAGAACCUGAGCUCAGGCAGGAAUAGAGACCUGAUCAAUGAGGCUGCUCCAAGAGGAUUUUUUAAAAAGAUCAGAAUGUACAAAACUUAUUUAUCUAAAAUGUCAAGUUUUGCUGAGCAGUCAGAGUUGCUGCAGCUCCUGCGGUUUCCAUUCUGGUUGCUGGACUCUUCAGAAGUCUCCUGUAAGUUCUUUUAUAGAUUCUGCUAAGGGUACUUCAUUUUCCUCACCCCCUCAGAAGUCUAAAUUUUUUUUGGGCUCUCUGUGUGUUGGGUUCCCCCGCUUUCAGACACCAAAGGCAUUGAUUUUCCCCUUCUAGUCAGUGCUUUGACUUGAGGCAAAAAUAAGGCUGUUUCUGUUAAAACAACCUUUUGUACACCUGGCUGUGGUGUCUGUGUCUGCAGUCUGCAAGUCCUUUAAUUGGUGGGUCCUGCAGAAAUUAUCGAUUAGGCUUUCUCUUAAGGCAUCAGAGUAGAGGGAGCAAACAGGGGGUUUUUUUGGCCACAUGACCAGCGGACACAGGCUUUUGAUACUUGGAGGCUGCAUGUUCAGCUUGAGAUUCAUAUUCCCACUUGAGAGCUGGCAAAAGAUCCCUCCUCUCUCUUGUGCCGAUUCUGCUGUAAUGCGAACAUCAUCAGCACAGACAAAACACGUAUAUGAGGCCCUUUUACACCUGAAGUAUCUUAUCAGCCGUAUCUAUUCCGUGGAAGCUGAAGGUUAGACUUUGUGGGGUGUUUGAAGGUGGAAUUCAGUGUUGUUCUCCUCCCAUCAUUUUGUCUGUGCAAGUAUUCCAGUUUUCUGGGUAGAAAGACCCGCUCUCUGCUCCCCCUUUGUGCUGUUUGGGGGGGGGGGUUUCCUCCUGACACUCCCCUUGAGCCAAUUUAGGGGGCAUGUAGCGGGAGGGGAGGGAAGCCCCAUUGCACAAAUGGCCAAGAUUGGCUGAAGAUCAGGCUUCUAAUAGGACUUCCAGAAGUGAAGGAAGGUACUGACCACACCUGGGGCUACAUCAUUCUGUUGUGCCCCCCACAUUAAAAAAAAAACCCAAACAAACACCCUACCCAUCCCUUCUUUGGCACUGGACCCUCUGGCCAUGCAGGCUCAAGAGAUGGGACUUCACCACCAGUUCCUCAGAAUGGUUCUUGCCAUUGAAGGUGAAGCAAACUCUUCUACACUGUGCUUACCUUAUGUAUGGUCAGACACACAAACGCACAAACAUAGGGAGGGAGGAAAGAGCUACAGUUCAGAUGAACAGUUAUUUUGCUGCUUUCUUCCUUUUUCUUCACCCAUACUUAACCCUCAGUUGUAGCAAAGGCACAAAUGAAUCAUGCUUGGAGACCCAAAUAUAGGAAAUUUUGCAACAGAAUGUAACAACUAGAAGUUACGUGCCAAUUUGUAUAAAGCUGUGCACAGCAUUUGAGCUUGCUAUGCAGUCAGUCUGAAAAAUCCCUGGAGAUUAUUCAGUACAUAAUCUGGGUUUCUUGGAGAUCCUUCUGGUUUUCUUUUUAAUGCACUCUGCUACAUUCCUUUAAAAGGAACCUUUUUGUGCCUUAUGAAAGUUAAUUGAAAGCACUGCCUUAUUCUAAGUCCAGAUCAGUUAACCUGAGCAAUUCUGUGUCUCAGCUUGCUGCUAUUCCAGUGAUACAAACAGAGGUCCUUGCCUGGAAUCCAGGGCUCUUUUAACUAGAGAUAGAACUGAGGGCCUUCUAUAUGCAACUGUUUGCAACUGCCUGGGUCCAACUCCCUGUGCUGAUUUCUGCCUUCUUUGUCCACAGAAUUUGCUACUUCAGUCGCCUCUUCUGGGAGUGGGGUGAAGGUGUCAGAGUGCACGACUCUCAAAAAAGGGACAAUUCGGAGAAGCUAUCCAAAGACGCUGUCUUAUCCUUCAUCAGACUCCACUCGCCCUACGACCAGCUCCUCACGCGAUCCUGGGGGACAGGAAAUGAGCCUGGGUUGGAAUCUUCAGCAGCUGAUUAGAAUCAAGUUUCUUCCAGCUGCUUGCAGUGAGCCAUGGAGGAAAACUAUGGUCAAGGAAGCCUGGUCGGGUGGUAGGGGAAUCAGUGCAAAACAAAUGGGAAAUGGCUUCCGACUGCAAACUAACUCUGUACAUAAAUAUCUGCUCCGGGCCGUUUAUCCUGCAAGUACCACAGAGGUAAGAUUCCUGGAGCAGAGGACAUUCUUCCGGAUUGAUCCCCACCAUCUCUUUCUAGGGCUUUCCCCACCGGUGCGACGACCACCUGGCCUCCACGUAGCAGAUGGCACAGCGAGCAAGAGGAUGCGCACAGCUCCUCGGUCGUGCUUGUAAGAGUGGGAGACAAUGUAGCUGGAGGGAAGAGCGGGUUUUCAAAGGCCUCAAUUUGUCCUUUAUGGUGCCUCUCUGCUUUAGGAGCCUGGUGUGAAUUCACUGGGAAGUUUGGCCCUUGCAGCACUUACUUCCUUGGGCUUGUGGCUCAUGCCUAGGGAGUUCUGGAUGCUCAAGGGGCGAAAACUGGGCAAAUGGGAGGUAUUGAUUGUAAUGGUUCAGGGGUAGUUACUGCCGACAGUGACUUGUGACUAUGUUGAAAGCUGGAUUUCAUGCUUCUAUGCAAAGUAAGUUUGUUGUGUUUUCCCACUCUCCACUUUCAGUAAUGCAAAUGGGUCACCCCAAGCAGUUCCAUUUUGAAAUCCUUGAGGCAUGCCUAGUUUUUUUCACUGAGUUCAGCGAGUUGGGAAGAUUUGGAAUUUAGAGAAUUGGUGGCCUCCAAGAAGCAUGUGGUUUGGUUGAACCAUCUGGACUUGAUAGGGUGACAGCCAGCCCUCUUCUAAAUAGGUCACUUUCCCUUGGCCUUUUUAAUUAUUAAAAUAAGCACCAGAAAUCAUUUUUACUUUUAGAUCAAAAAUUCCGUCUGUAAUGAAGGCACAGAGGAUCUUCUUUCUUUUCCUUUCCUGCAAUGACAAUGAAAAGUAACCUUUGCUUUUCUGGCCUGUAUUUUGGCACUUAAGCUCUUGUGAGCUGAGAACAAAAGACCAGCUUGAAAGGGCACGAUGGUGCUUCCCCGUGUUGCGACUUUGCUUGAGAUGGAAGGAAAACCUUUGCUGCGUUUUCUAAUGGGAGCCAGUCAUUAAUACACUGCAAAAGACUAUGGAGGCAGUGAAGGCAUGGAAGUAUUUGCACAUGUUGGCAAAAAGGGACAGCGUCGACUUAAGGGGUGGCCUAGAUUGUGCCUUAAGAAAUCUGUGAAGCUUCCUGCAAUUGAAGGCAUCAUCCGAGUCUCUGCCCUGAUAGCAAAGCACCCAGAACAGGACAUUAACAAGGGACACCCAAGUCCGCUGUGGGGAGGUACUAGGCAAGGCACCACCACUCCACACAACCCUUUAUAAACCUCCUUAUAAGCAGAACCUAAAUCUUGUGACCGUUUUUGUGCUUUUAUUAGGCAUGGCCUUCAAGCCUGCUGUUCUUCAGUCACAAGGUUCACAUACAUUCAUACUUUAUUUAUAGCAGUAGCUUAAGCAGUUGUCUAGCUUGAUCAAGACUUUGCAUCACUGGAACUUGUUUCGAGGUUCCUUUACUGGAAUACGGCAACGGGAGUUGCAAGCUGUCCUCUUUGCACAGCGGUUGAAGUCUCUGUUGAUCAGGCAUGAGGAGGAGGCCACUCCAUAUACUGGAGGGACAUCAGCUGGCGCCAAGGGGUGGUGCCAAACCAAGGUUCUGCUUUUUCAGGGCAAUUGUGGCAGGAAAAGGGCAAAUUUCAAAUCAAAACUGCCUUCCUGAUACGGGAUCAUCCUCUGGGUAGAGCGUAGGGCAGUGCUUGACCCAUUUUGUUUCAAGUGGGAAGGGACAAAGGUGAAUAAAUAACCUCUGACUCCUCUAAUUUGAACUUCAUGGCGUUGGUUUCUGAAAGUACUUGUUUUGUAGAACAGCAUGGUGUGUUUUGAGCUGCCUUCUCCCCUGCGCCUAAUAUGACACAGCAGACGAGACUAAUGAGACAUGUAAUUAACAGUGGGUAUUCUAGCUCAGAACCUCCUUGCCUGCUGGCAUAGAAUAUUUCAGAAAGAUUUUAUUAUAAGACCUGGCUUCCUCUGAUGCUAGUCUAUAUUAUUUGAGGGCAAUUGGUAGGGAAAGUAUGAAUACUGGGGUAGAAUGAUUUCAGAAAUGUCUAUCCUCACUUAAUUCACCUGCGUUACAGCUAAUUUCUGUUAUCGUAGGGCUAGUAAAUGGUGUUAAUAAAAGAUCUAAUGGCCUCUUGUGGGGUCAAGAUUCUUCCAUUGCGAAGUACACUAGCUGGGGAGCCCAGCCCUCCCAAGUCAUUUCAAGAUCUGUUAAAGGCUGCAUGCCUGACACUAAUGAACAUUAUAACAGCUUAAUUCCAGUAUUGGGGAAUGGACUCUUGAUAAGUUCAGAUCAUGGAGGGCUAUUAGAAAGACUGGGCCUGGAUAAUGCAACCUGCUGUUGUUGCCUGUUCUCAUACCAGCCCAAGGGGGAAGGUGGUAAAAAAUGUCUUGCUGAAAGGAAUGUUUACACAAUGUGUUCUGUGAAGCUGUGUACCAUUUGUGUUUGUUCCUCUUCCCUUUUUGUCUGUGCAUCGCCAAUACAAUCCUUCUGAUUCAGAAAUGUGCUGUGUUCUUGGCUUAGAUGAAUUUCCCAGAGCUCUGCUGUGUAUACAAAGUGGCCUAAGGAAGGGAGGGUAAAACUGCUCUGGCUUGAACACUUUGUAAAGAAAUAGUAAGAGAGAGACUCUGAGUAUUAAUACAGCUUAACAUAAGCCAUGGACAAUACGCUGUUGGUUUCCAUGAGACUGUAGCUCUUUUCAGCUCCGCCUGGCAACGUGCGCCCAACAUACAGACAGUAUCAGGAUUUAUUAUCAAGCUCAUUUUGAUCAGUGGAAGAUGGGCCAUUUCACGAGUCCCAUUAUUAUAAACAUAAAAACCAACACAGGCUUCAUUCUUGGUGCAAUUAUUUCCUAGGCACAGCAAAGAGGCAGAAGAUAGAUCCUCUUCCAAGCGGGAGGAUGGCAUUUAUUCAAAUUGUGGAAUUAGUUUUAUUUGCCCUUUGCCAACCCCAGGAAAUUCUUCUGCCCUGUACUAUUCCCAGAUGCUCCACCUAUGCUGCUCAGUGGGAAAGGAAGGCGUUGAGGACCAUGGAAAUAGGAAGAGAGGGAGAGGCUUGGUGUCUAUUGAACGCGGGGACUGGGAGAAAAGCUUUGCAGUGGCAAAAGUUUCAUUUUCAAAAUGCUUGAGCUACUGAAACAAUCUGAGGGACCGAUUACACACAGGUGGCUUCUUAAGAACAGGAAAUGGCAGCAUUACUGAUUAUUCACCACAGAAUAACGGGACGGCUCCAACCAUACUCUUCUCCAAAAUUUUCCUCAUACUUCAACAGCAGGGACUGCCGAGGCCAUUAUGAUUUGGAGGUGUCUAGAGAGCACUGGCUUGGAAAGCCGAUCACGCCCUCGAGACAGUCUGGUGAGGGAAAGAAGAGGUUAUCACAGUCACGUCAUGCGGGGAUCUCGGCAGAAUCUGCUACAUCGUCCAGCAAGUGUAAAUAACGACAAGCAGCAGCACGAGGGCCACUGAGAGGGCUGCAUUCUUGCGGUUUUCAUGGCGAAGUGCUUUCAGUUCUUUCUCUGAAAAGAGAAAAACACAGGUGCUACUUUCGUCACAAAAUUACCCACAACCUCUGUUUGGGGGAAAUCAAGUUUUCUUGCUCUAGUGUCUCGCCACAUUAGCGAGCCUGAUAAAAACUGGAUUUUAGACCUCUCCCAGACAGCCGCUCAUCUAAGACAGGCCUGUUCCAUUUCUUUUAGUGCCUCUACUGUGGAACUGGCAGUGUUUAAGCCUUCUAAUGUUCUUUAAGCUAUUGCCUUAAACAUUUAUAUAUUUUUUUAGAAUGUGGUUGCGUUUCUCCAUUAUAGGUAGAUGUGCUCUCCCUCUCUCAGCUGCAUGCCUUACUUGCAGAUGGAUAACUCUUACAAACAGAAGCAGUGUAUUACAGGGCCUGACAUAGAAGAAGAACAAGCCUGGAUGAGGGGCAUGGCAGAGUCUAGAGGCCUUGUUAUAAAGCACUGCCUGAGCUUUCAUUUUAUCUCUCUGCCUGAAGUUUUCGUAAAUUUUGCAAAGGUUGAAUAAAAUAAUCUCUCUUUUAGAGGGGGAAACUCAAGGUGUAUGAAAUAUCCCUCAACCUGCUGCAUCAACCUGACUUUUGCAAUCAGCCUGUGGCUUCAGCUUAAUCCUGUUACGGAUAACUGGAGAGCACAAAAAGGAAAGCAGUUCUUGCACAACCACCAAAUGUGGUGCUCUCAUUUAACCCAUUGAAUGAUUGCAAAAGGAAUUAUGAUGGCGGGAUUGCUUUGGUUUGUGAGAAUAAAAGUUAUGUCUCAGCAGCAUGCUCAUUGAAUUCAGAUCCCAGGUGGUUGAAAUGUAGCUUUUUCUUAGUCCAGCUGCUUAGGAGGUAGGAUAAGGAGCUUAAAGGAUAUUCACAAAUCUUUAUAUUCCUACUCAAGGUUCUUAAAGGAGGUCCACAAAUCUUUUUAGAGUCCUGCUUAAGGUUCUUAUGAAGCCUUGAGUUUUAAGCCUAGUUUUCAUAAACCUGCUUGCAGAAGAGCUCUGUGUAACUCAAAAUGCUUGCUAUGUAGUCCUAAAACAAUUACAUGGCGACAUAUGAGCUGGCUUUACUGACACGUACAAACAUUUUACUUCAGUCCACCUCUGUGUCAUUGAACGUAUUGAGCCAGUGGAAACCUGCUGCUUCAAAAGGAAUUACUAGUCGAGGCAGGAAAGUGCCUCUCUGCCUAACUAUAUGACUAGUCUGAAUUAUGGGAUGAGAAACUGUGGCCUGAGGGACUGGAUGCAACCCUCUCACUCAUGUCGCUCUAGUCAGACUGUGCCUCUCGCUGAUCCUGCUCCAAUGUCUUAGCUGGAAUGCUGCUUUGAGCUGCCUUACUGCCUGGAUGGUGAUGUGUGUGGUGUGAAUUUUGUGUGGCCAGAGUGUAACCUACUGUGCAAAGGUAGGAGUUGCAUUCACUGCUUCUCCCAGUGUUGUCUCUGGCUUUGCCCAUCUGUGGCCCCAGCUGUUUGGUUAAAGAAGGUGGAGGGUUCCAGGGGAAUUUAUGUUGCUUGCCAGCUUCUAUGCGACUGUUCCCAUCUUAGCCAUUCCCCGGACCUGAGGGUCCAGGCAAUGUCUCAGCCUAGCACUGCCUCGUGGGGUGGUUGUGAGGAUGAAGUAUUCUGCCCUAAAUUCCUUGGAGGAAAGGUGGGGUGUGAGUGUAACAUAAAGAAAGCUAGCUCCAGUUUAAUUGAGAGCCUACUCAAUAGCUGUGCCGCAGCUGCCUUGCUACACCAACCUUGGGCUGCUACACAGCAAUCAAGCCUCUUCAGAGGCAAUUUCGGCGCUUUUGUAAUUUCUGCGAGAGGUUAGACCAUAGCGACUGCUUAUUUGACAACAGAAUCAUUGUCGCUGACUGCAGCGGCGGCAGAGGUCAGAGCGCAGCUCGGCGUGCGACUGCCAGAGGAGUAUAAUUUUAAUGGGAAGUUUCAGGUGUUAAUACGACAGCUCAGGCGGAUGUCCCUUUGUAUUUGCUAGCUCCUCAGGGAGACAGCUUUAACUGAGAUGAGCCCAUUGCAUUAAAAUGGGGCAGAAAGUUCUUCAGCCCUUGACUGGAAGCUAGUUCUCACUGCAUCUCUGGUGCUCUUAUGGGGCACUGCUCCCUUCACUGACCAACCGUGCAUGCUGGCUAUUUAGAAACAGCAUCAACUACAUCAGGAAGGCAGAGAAAUAUUUUAGAUCAGACAUUGGGAGGAAUUUUCCAGUUGUGUUCUGUGGCAGGGAGGUGGUGAAAUGUCUUUCCUCUGAGGUUUUCUAAGAGUCUCUCAGGAAUCUAUCAUGGAUAAUAGUGGAACAACUUGGUCCUGGAAGCUGGGCCACAUGAUCUCAUUGCGUCCUUUCUAACACCACAGACCCAUUUCACCUGUUUAUAAGGUUUCCAUU